Pelobates cultripes (western spadefoot toad) is the source of this 62209-nucleotide messenger RNA. The record is from the annotation of a GenBank genome assembly. NCBI's taxonomy places the organism in Eukaryota, Metazoa, Chordata, Amphibia, Anura, Pelobatidae.
CUCCUUCCCCUCCCACAGGCUGAGAGCUCCUUCAGAGAGAUGUGGUAACAUCUUUUCUGGGAAUCAACUUUAGAAGGACACCGGUCCCCUCUGUGCAAAGGUAAAUAGUCCCACCUGUCCUUACCUUCCCUUCACACCGGGAGAAACUAAAGUAACUUGCAGGGGGUGGGGCAGGCUGCUGCAGGGGCAUCUUUCUCUGUGCCUUCUGUGAAGCCCACAGGACUGCCAGUAGUAUCUGUUGGCUGAUAUAAAAUGGAGCUGGCUAUAAAGUAUCCAGGCUCUGGGGAUAUGGCUAUAAAGUAUCCAGGCUCUGGGGAUAUGGCUAUAAAGUAUCCAGGAUCUGGGGACAUGGAUAUAAAGUAUCCAGGCUCUGGGGAUAUGGCUAUAAAGUAUCCAGGAUCUGGGGAUAUGGCUAUAAAGUAUCCAGGCUCUGGGGAUAUGGCUAUAAAGUAUCCAGGCUCUGGGGAUGUGGCUAUAAAGUAUCCAGGAUCUGGGGAUGUGGCUAUAAAGUAUCCAGGCUCUGGGGAUAUGGCUAUAAAGUAUCCAGGCUCUGGGGAUAUGGCUAUAAAGUAUCCAGGCUCUGGGGAUGUGGCUAUAAAGUAUCCAGGAUCUGGGGAUGUGGCUAUAAAGUAUCCAGGCUCUGGGGAUGUGGCUAUAAAGUAUCCAGGAUCUGGGGAUGUGGCUAUAAAGUAUCCAGGAUCUGGGGACAUGGCUAUAAAGUAUCCAGGAUCUGGGGACAUGGCUAUAAAGUAUCCAGGAUCAUGGCUAUAAAGUAUCCAGGAUCUGGGGAUAUGGCUAUAAAGUAUCCAGGAUCUGGGGAUAUGGCUAUAAAGUAUCCAGGAUCUGGGGAUAUGGCUAUAAAGUAUCCAGGAUCUGGGGAUAUGGCUAUAAAGUAUCCAGGCUCUGGGGAUAUGGCUAUAAAGUAUCCAGGCUCUGGGGAUAUGGCUAUAAAGUAUCCAGGCUCUGGGGAUAUGGCUAUAAAACAUCCAGGCUCUGGGGACAUGGCUAUAAAGUAUCCAGGAUCUGGGGAUAUGGCUAUAAAGUAUCCAGGAUCUGGGGAUAUGGCUAUAAAGUAUCCAGGAUCUGGGGAUAUGGCUAUAAAGUAUCCAGGAUCUGGGGAUAUGGCUAUAAAGUAUCCAGGAUCUGGGGAUAUGGCUAUAAAGUAUCCAGGAUCUGGGGAUAUGGCUAUAAAGUAUCCAGGAUCUGGGGAUAUGGCUAUAAAGUAUCCAGGCUCUGGGGAUAUGGCUAUAAAGUAUCCAGGAUCUGGGGAAAUUUCUAUAAAGUAAAUGGGCUCUGGGGAUAUGGCUACCUGCUGGCUCUGAGACUUGUUACCAGCUGUUUGUAGUCAGAUGAGUGAGACUUGCUAACUGUCCUGUAAGUGUAAAGUUGCCAUAAAGUAACACAUUUCUAGGCUCAUCUGCCCCAAUGAGGGAGUCCUAGUAAAUGUAUUAAUCGUAUUGCAGCUUGGCUGGCUGCCUGUGAGUGGAGGAAACUCUGUUGCCCCGGGUUCUGUGGGUGACGCUUUAUCACCCCGGGUUCGGGGGAGGGCACUCUGUUCCCCCGGGUUCUAAGAAUACUUUGUUGCCCGGGUUCUGAGGGGAGGGCCCUCUGUGCCCCGGGUUCUGGGGGACACAUGUUGUUGCCCGCAGGAGGAGGGGGGUGGGACGCUGUUGCCCCGCGUUCUGAGGGGAGGGCCCUCUGUGCCCCGGGUUCUGGGGGGGACACGUUGUUGCCCGGAGGAGGGGGGAGGGAUCGCACUCUGUUGCCCUGGGUAUGGGUCUUGGCACAGCUCAAUUGAAACCGGCUUGCAAGACAAGCCCCAGCCUGUACCUGUUGCUGCUGCCGCCCUGCAUCCCAGUGACAGGCAGGUCAUUCGGGUAAUUCCCUCUUCUAUAAAAAUAAUUGUACUAAACUGGAAACCUAAGUGCAUAGCCAAGCCGUGUCUACAACUAAGCUGGAUACUUUCUCCCAGUAUUGUUCCAUAAAUUCUGCAAUCCGCAUUCCAGCUCAUUACAAUCUGUUUUUGUUUGUUUCAUUCUGGAUAGAAUUUAGAACCGUGGGUGCAAACUGCCAUAUACUCUGAGAUCGACAGAGUACAGACAGGAAGGACAAUUUGGUUUCUAUUUAUAAAGUUAGCUGGAAAUCAGAGAUGGCCUGCAGGUAGAUAGAUCCCCAGGGUAGUUCUGCAACACCCACGAUGGCGCUGCUUGCAAAGCAUCAUGGAAGUUGUAGUCCUGCUACACCUGGCCACUCUAACUCUAUUAUUAUUAUUAUUAUUAUUAUUAUUAUUAUUGCCAUUUAUAUAGCGCCAACAGAUUCCGUAGCACUUUACAAUAUUAUGAAAGGGGAUUUAACGAUAAAUGGGAAUGUUUGCUAGUUAAGUGUACAUAACUUUAGAAUGGUCCUAGGGAGCCUGAUUUCAUUAUAUUUAUAUCUGACAUGAUAGAAUACAAGGAAUGGAUCUCACUGGCUGUCAUGUAUAGAAUACUAUACAUUGUAUCUGGUAUUUGGAACAAACCUCCAGCACAGAGCUUGACUGCUACAAUACCUGUUUCACAGCCAUUUGGUACCUUGUGAGUCUGGGGAAGUUAAGACACCAGGCAAACUAUUUUACUUUCUCCUUUUAUUUUUUUAGCAAGUAACUUGACUGUACACUUGUCAUAUUUGACUAUACUUUAUGUAUUAAAUAAUUUUAACUUGGCAUGCUAUGCCUUUUAUCUGAUUGGAUUUAAGCAAAGAUCUGUGUUUUCUGUCUUAUGUAAAGUCUCAUGCUUGUUACUUUGCUUGAAUUGCCAUCAGCUACAGGCUGCUCUCCCCCACUCUGUCUGGGAUGGUUUUAAUUUGGCUGUGUCUUCUAUGUAGUUUAUUUUAUUAUAAUUUUUUUUUCUUUCUCAUCACUGUUGGCUAGAGCUACAUGUGCCUCAUUAAAUGGCAGACAUUUAGGUCUGAGCCAAACUCUGUGUGUUCUGUGUCUUGAGUAUUUAGUGAUUUGAAGUGUUAUGUCUGUAGUGAACCUGAGAGCUUUCGCUUCUGCAGGAAAUGCUACGAGAAGCGAACGUCCCCUCAGACUCCCUGGCACCAAUCUGCAGAGUGUGUUUCUAAAUAUGCAGUUUACAGAUACCGAGUAAAUGGUGAUUCAGAAUGUUACAUUGGGUGCUACUAUACAACAACAGAGGUGGCCAGAAGGUAAUGGGAGUUGCAGCUCUAAGACUGCCGGGAAGAUACUUUCUGGCCAUCCCUGAUAUGACAAUAGCUCAUUUUUAACCUUUUUGUCAUUCUCCUGUAAAUGGUGUGAUAUUUAUACAAAUGUAUUUCUGCCUCUGAGUGUUUGCUAAACAUUCUUUUUAUAUAUAUUUUUUUUAAUUUUUCUUUUCAGAUUAAAGUUUGACUGGUGUAUGACCUUUCUCAUGUGCAGAAAAGAUCAAUAAGACGUUAAAACAAAAAACCUGUAAAAAGAUGGCAAGUGGUGGCUUUAGGUCCCACACUCCAUCUACCUCUAACACCACUGACUUUUUGGAGGAAUGGAAAGCAAAGAGGGAGAAGAUGAGGGCCAAGAUGUAUGCAGCAGAAGUAGCUGCAGCAGCAGCAGGAGGUGGCGAGAUUGUGAAUAAGCCUAGCCUUGAGCUCAACAACAACACCAGCACUACAACAGCUAGCAGCAUUCAAGCAUCCAAUUCCACGUCUGUGUUUAAAGCCCCGCCAAACAGGAGAGCGGAGGAAGAACCAGCCACUGCUACUUUGGUGGUACAGCAAAGGAAAGCACCUGUUCCAGAUGGUAUACCAGCAAGUGCCCCACAAGAUGAACCCCCACCGCCGUCUUCUCAGGAGACUCCAACAAAGGUUAAAGACAAGGCAAAAACAAGUGGUCCAAGUGCCAGGAAGGGUAAAGGGCAGAUUGAGAAAAGAAAGCUACGGGAAAAAAGAAGAUCCACAGGAGUGGUCAAUAUCCCUUCUCAAGAAGUAAGUACUGGAAGAAAUUUAGUCUACAUUUUCUGGGGGGAGGCUAAGACAAAUCUCGCCAACAGAAAAAAAAAGUGUAAAAACUAAAAGUCAAAGAGUUACUCCAACCACCAUGACCACUUCAGUGAUUUGAAGUGGUCAUGAUGCCUGGAGUCUGUAUGUCCAGUGUUUCACUGUAAAACAUUCCACAUGCAGUGUGUAACUCCACCUCUCUCUGUAUCAUUGCACAGAAUGUCAGCUAUUGGCUGAGAGCGGUCAGGUGAUGCUCCCAGCCAACACAUGACGAUGCUUAUGGCUUCUUCGGGGCCACUGCCAUGUCCCUGGACCAUCAGUGGACACAUAGCAAAAUGGCAGGGACCUUGGUAUAGGGACAUACAAUUGCUAAUCGGUUUUCUCCAAUUACCGAGGAAUUGUACCAUGGUACUCCGGGCAUUAUAACCACUACAAUGGGCUGUGGUGGUUGUUAUAAAUGGAGUAAACAUUUUAAGUGGAUGGCUUGAAUGCCAGUGAAACAAGCAAGAAGAUUCCAUUUGGUUACCAUGGUGAUUCCUGCACUUUUUGACCUAUGUGCCCUAGUUUUCCAAUAGGGCUAAUUUUAUGAAUCAGUUCAUUUGGUGUGGUUCUUAAUCCUAAACUUAAACUGUAACGUCUGAGCAAAGUCCUGCAGAAGGCAUCUCUCCUUUUGAAGCUAUAAUUGUUUUGAGAUGUUGCCAAAAAUAAUCUGGGUUUGUGCUUCCACAGUGACCUUUGUGUUUUUUUUUUUUCUUAACUUCUCUAUUAAAGCUCUCUUAAACUAUGUUGUUGUGUUUGCCUUAGGCAGGGCCGGCCUUAGGUGUUCAGGCGCCCUGUGCGAAACAAUCUUGUGGCGCCCCCCCCCCUCACCUGUCUCUGUUUGGACCCCUUCAAACUAUUUUAGGAGCAUUCACAAUCUGUUGCCUCCACCCCCUUCUACAAACCCACUGCACCUCUUAACCAAAAUCCCUGGCCAGAUCUUCACCAAGCCCCUGGCCACCACUUCAUCAAACUCCUGGCCACCCCUUCCCCUUCAUCAAUGCCCUGGCCAUCCCUUCGUCAAACUCCUAGCCACCCCUUACCCUUCAUCAAUCCCCUCCAACCCCUUUAUCAAUUCCUGCCACCCCUUCAUCAGUCCCCUGCCCCUCUCAUCAAUUCCCUCCCACCCUUUACUCAGCCCUCUGCCCCUAUUCAUCAGCCGCAUGACCCCCUAAUCAAUCCCCUCCCACCCCUUUAACAGCCCUCUGCCCCAUUCAUCAGUCCCCUGACCCCCUCACCAAUCCCCUCCCCCUUUUAUCAGCCCCCUGACCCCCUCAUCAGUACCCUCCCACCUCUAUCACCCACCUGCCCCCUUUAAUCAGUCCCAUGCCCCCCUUUUCAACCCCCUGCUCCCCUUCAUCAGCCCCCUUAAUACAUCCCAUGCCAAAUAAUCCAACCCCUGGCCACCCCUUCAUCAGUCCCCUGCCCCCUCAUCAAUUCCCUCCCACCUAUUUAUCAGCCAUCUGCCCCCAUUUCAUCAGCCCCCUGAUCUCCUCAUCAAUCCCCUCCCACUCCUUUAUCAACCACCUGCCCCCUUUAAUCAGCCCCAUGCCCCCCUUUUCAGUUUCCUGCCACCCUUUAUCAGCCCCCUUAAUAAAUCCCCUGCCAAUUAAUGCAAUCCAUGCCACCCCUUCAUCAACCCUUUGCACCCCUUAAUCAGACCCUGCCUCCCUUAAUCAAACCCCUGCCCCCCUUAAUCAUACCCUGUCAUCCAUGCCCAGUCCCCUGCCCCUCUUAAUUAGACCCAGUGUCACCCAUAGCCAGUCCCAGUCCCCUGCCCCCCUUAAUUAGACCCAGUGUCACCCAUAGCCAGUCCCAGACCCAGUGUCACCCAUAGCCAGUCCCAGUCCCCUGCCCCCCUUAAUUAGACCCAGUGUCACCCAUAGCCAGUCCCCUGCCCCCCUUAAUUAGACCCAUCUGUCCCUGCCCCAUAUCCAGUCCCAGUCCCCUGCCCCCCUUAAUUAGACCCAGUGUCACCCAUAGCCAGUCCCAGUCCCCUGCCCCCCUUAAUUAGACCCAGUGUCACCCAUAGCCAGUCCCAGUCCCCUGCCCCCCUUAAUUAGACCCAGUGUCACCCAUAGCCAGUCCCAGUCCCCUGCCCCCCUUAAUUAGACCCAGUGUCACCCAUAGCCAGUCCCCUGCCCCCCUUAAUUAGACCCAGUGUCACCCUUAUCUAGUCCCCUGCCCCCCUUAAUUAGACCCAGUGCCACCCUUAUCUAGACCCAGUGCCACCCUUAUCUAGUCCACUGCCCCCCUUAAUUAGACCCUGCCCCAUUUAAUGAAAGAUGUUUGGCUUAAAAAUAAAUAAGGUACUUACUUUGAAGGCUGCUGCUCCCUCCCUGUCUGCAGAGCACCGGCCGCCGCCCUCACACAUGGAGCGGAUCCCUCUGCGGCUCUCUGUGAAGGUGCAGCACUUGGACGUGCCUGCGCCCCAAGCUCCUCCUCCACGCUCCGGAAACUGACCGCGGCUCAGCUCUCACACAAUCUCGGGCCGGCCAGUGACAGAGCGACUGCGAGCUGUGUCGGCCGCCCGGCGCCCCUGUUGCCAUGGCGCCCUGUGCGGCCGCACAGCUCGCACACCCCAAAGGCCGGCCCUGGCCUUAGGGCACUGACAAGUCGGGAUGCCUGAGCUAAAGAAUUUGUGGUUCAGUCUGUGUAUAUAGCUUACAGCAGUUUUAUAUUUUAUAAGAUUAAAAAAAUAAUAAUUUCUGCAGGUAAUAAAACAUUUAUUUGAUAUUAUUUUAAGCACCAUAUUCACUUCACUGAUUUAAAGUAGUCAUGGUGCUUGGAGUAUGUAUAUGCAGCGUUUCGCUAUGAAAAGCAGCACAAGCAGAGUUUAUCCCCUUUGCUGUCAAAGGUGUAACUCCACUUCUGGCAGCUUCACUAGGCGUCAUUAGCCCAGUUCCACCCUUGUUCUGGUCUGGCUAAUGAUACCCAAUAAUGUAGCUAAUGUUAAUUCUGACUGUAUUUGGCAUCUGUUGUCAGUAGGCACGGCAUGCUGGAGCCAGAUGACCAAUAGAGCACGUGCACCUUUGGAUAUGUCCUGCAUGUGAUGCAUGCAGGAUUGUGCCUGGCCUACAAAGAACUUCCAUUUGUCUUCUGAUAUAUUCAGAUCGGGCACUGGCAGGGGUAUGUAACCAUGCAUUUCUAAAUAACAUCUUUUUAUACAGAUGCUAAUUGUGUAGUUUGCACUGUGUGUGUGUAGAUGAGGCGGGGGGAGGGGGAAUUAGGAGAAUUUCAACAGAGAGCUUUGUCAUAUUCUUCUCCGCUUCUUAUAUUUUUACAUAAAUCUAUUGUAUCUAAUCUUUAUCUACAGUGCAUUUGUCUUUAUUUAGCAUUUGUGUAGCCUGUGACCUAUAACCCACGUGGUGUAAUUGAACUAUAAUGUUUAGAGACUCUCUGCAACAAUGAAUCCAAGUUACUACUUGUAUCUCACAAUAUAGAUUGUUAUUCUUAACAACACUUUUUUUUUUUUUUUUAAUUUCUUAAUCGAAAUGGAUACAAUAUUGAUAUUUAAAGUAAAACUAUAGUAUUGGGAAUACAAAGCUGUAUUCCCUUCCUCGAUCCCCUCCCCACCCAUUGGCAAAUAAAGGGUAGAAACCCCCUUUUUACACUUACGUGAUUCCAUCGCUAAUAUCCCUCUGCACUGGGUCGCACUCCGCCGACGUCAGCCGAUGAGGGGACCUAACGCGUGUGCGGUGAGUGCCGUUAGCACCUUAAGCCUUCCCUAUAGGAAAGCAUUGCCUCAAUCUCCUAUGGGGAUAAGAUAAUUGACGACCUCAUGCAAAGCGUCAGGAUGUCUGUCGUUUCACAUUGUCGUUUCAAACUCCAGGAAGCCCCUCUAAUGGCUGUCUGGUAGAGAGCUACUAGAGGCAGUCUUAACCCUGUAAUAUAAACACUGCAGUUUCUCUAAAACUGCGAUAUUUUACAUUGCAGGGUUAAGGGAACAGGGACAAUGAGAUGAAGUGUCCUGGGUGCCUAGGGUUACUUUAAAUGAAUGUAAUGUGUAUUUUUCAUAAUAUGCUGUUCAUUGGCUGCCAACUAUAAUGUCCUUUCCUUUUCUAUCCUUGUUCAUAAGACUUCAGCUGCUUGAACAUGGUAUUAAAUAUAUUACCCAGCUAUAUACAACCCUUGCUGAAAGGCAUAAGCUGUAUCUACACCUCCUCUUCAAAUUCAUCUUUCCAAAUACAUUUCUUAAAUAUUCUGCUGGAUCUAUCUCCUCCUUUAUCACUUUGUUUAUUUACUUAAGUUAUCUGAUAUAGUAGCCCCAAGGUUUCAUUUAUUUUCUCUUGGUAUCCGUAAUGUUCAAUUUGAAAGAUUUUCUGUCUUUGGGUUUUGUAAGCCAAAGAAUUUAUUUAUUUAUUUAUUUAUUUAUUUUGGUAUAUUGUAAUAUUUGUUUUGUGCCACGUGGUUUAAACAGGAUGCCAGUAUACAGAUUUGCAUCAUUUUGUCCGUUUACUUAAACAUAUAUUCCAGCGGUACUUUUCUGCCUUUUUGAAAAGCAGAGAUUUCAAAUAAAGGAGUUACUGCUGAUAUGUGACCCCAAUUUUAAGUGCAAGACACAUUUGAUUACAUGAUGUAACGGUUAUAGUUCACUAUGACUUAUUGCACACAACUAAUAAUAAGAAUUUUAAAACAAACUCAAAGGAGAUGCUGCAGUGGGAGAUACAGAUCUAAAUAUUUAAUAAACUUAGGGCUUAAUCUAACUGAAGUUACAAAUGCCAACUAAUGUUUCAUCCAGUACUUAAAAAAACAAAAAAAAAAUCCACACACAAACAAAAGCAGGGAAGUUAAUGUUUAUUCUCUAAAGAAUGUGAUGACUGGAUAUAUUCAUUUUAAAAUAGACAAAAUAUUCAGCCUUUUGAUUUUCGCCUAACUUUUGCAUGUUUGGUUAUCUACCUACCAUGAGUGGGGAAAAAAUAAAUAAAAUCCAUUGAAUUCGUAAAUUAAAACUCAAAGGAUGUAUAGAUCUGAUGUGUUCUUAAAGAACUAAUGUUACCUUGUUAAAGCGGAUCUGUCACUUUUGGGGGCCCUAGCAUAUUUUGCAAAGACAUCCAAAACUGUCAGAUCCGAUGUGGGUCCGGUGACCACGGUGCACAGGGUAGGAUAGGAAAGCAGGGGGGGGAACAGAAAUAUGCUAACUAGGCCUUUUUAAGUGUGUUGUUAUACUAUGAACUCUUUAGCUUUGCUGCUCUCCAGUGUGGUAUUGCAUUUAAUAAGUGGAAAUGAAAUGAAAAUAUCUUCUGGCUCUGUAUAGUUUGGUGCUUCAAGGCAAAUCACAGUAAAGCCUGGUCUUGCCUUGGAAAGGGGGAUGAAAUUUAAUCUUAUAUGAUAUUUGAAGAUUACUCUACUCUAAAUGUGAUUUUAUUUUAUUUGUGAGUGCAGUCAAAAUAAGGCUGGAUUCAAUGGAAUACUGACCGUGUAAAAUUUAAAGGAACACUGACCACUAGGAGUGUCCAAUGCUGUCUUAUCAUUCAUGGUUAAACAAUUUUUCAAUGGUUGAAGUUGGUCCCGUGGCCUCCUACUCCUGUGAUUCCUCACUUCCUUCUUCUUGGCCACACACCAUUGGGAAGAUAUGCUGAAAGCAUCAGCUGAUACUGUAAGCCUAUCAUUGGCUGACAUUACACAUACUCUAACUAUAGCCUGGUUGCCCUCUUGUCCCCAUCUACUUAAUUGCCCCAAUGGGUCAGUCCAGGCCUAAAGCACAAUACCACACAGUGCUGGGAUGGCAAAGGCCCUAUACAAUUCCUGCCUAUUGUAUUAAUCGUACUGUACUCUGUCAACAUUCAAACACAAUUCCAAUCACUUUUCAUCAGCAGGUGAAGGUAAUGUGAGGCUGUAGAAUGCAACCAGUGUAUGCAAGAGGCUUGGGGGAGCAAUGGCCCCACUGCACCCCAUGCUAGCCCUCCUAUAGAUCAGCUAGGUAAAAAUGAAGUUUUAACACAUAUAUUCUCCCCUGAGCGCUCUCUGCCCAGCUCCCUCGCGCGCACUGCAGUGAUGCCGGAGCCGGAAUAUGACAUCACUCCAGGAUCAGUAAGCGGCACGCGAGGGAGCUGAACCUCUUCUCCAUAUUAUGAAACCUUGCUUCUCCUCGAUAAAACAUCUCAUUAAAGGGACACUCCAAUGUUCAAAUAUAAAAACAUGCAUACAUUUAAUUAUACACUUUUUUCAUAAAAAAAAAAAAAAAAGCUUGUAAAAGCUGCAGGUCUCUUUUCUGAAGCCUUUGCAAGCCCUCCCCUACUAACCCCACUCAGACUUUUUAAUCAGACAUCCCAAUGCAGCUCAAUGAGAAGUCUUGCCUGACUCUUGUGUUGAGCUCCACUGAGGUAAGCAUCCAGGAAUUUAAAAGGACUGGCUGUCUUAGUGACAGCCAGGGGUGUUAUCAGGUUAAUCUGUAAGCAAUAAUUUCUAUUAAAAUGUGCACUUUUAGUAAAAUCUUCACAAAAAGCAUUUCAGCAAACUAGAGUGCCCCCUUAAGGGCCCAUGACUGACAAUCCAGUUAUCUAGUGCACUUUUUUUUUUUUUUUUUUGCAAGACAAGUGGACAAGGUUAAAUAGAAUCUCUGGCCAUGUGUAUGACCCAUCUUUUUAAAUUUUUUUUUUUUUUUUUUAUCUCUAGCUAUCCGGCAGAUUAGAUUCCAGCACAUACUAAUGCAAAACAACAAAAACGUGUCAAGGAGCGUGUUUUAAUUUUUGUUCCAAGAAUAUAAUGGUUAAAUUAUAACUGCAGUGUUCCAUUUAAAGUAGAAUGUUGCACUAACUUACGUAAUUAUGGUUCUAUCCUUAAUGAUAUUGUGCAGUGAGGCUAUCCUCUGGACAGACCUAAUAAACAGUGUGACCUUUGUGUCUUGCCUACAUCAUAGUUUAACAAAUGUUUGUAGACUUUAGACACUUUUUUUUUUUUUUUGAGCCAGUAAAGAGUCAUAUAUUUUAAGUUUUAUAAAUAGUACUUGUGCUUCAAGGUAUUUCUGUACAUAGGCCUGGCCAUGUAUGUCAUAUAAAUUAUGUUUGAAAGAAGAAAAAAAAAGAAAAUGUUACCUUACUACCUGGAACCUAGAAGUACUGGUAUUCUAGGCUUCCCUUAGGUGGGAACAAUGGGCAGCUACAUUGUUCAUUCUUUACAAUGUGCCUUGCUGUUAUUGGAAUACUUAUGCAAUAUAAUGGAAUGUGUGGGGUUUUUUUUUCCCCCCAACUUCUUAUUUUUGUUUCUCUAACACUUUUACAUUUUGAAAAGUUGCCAUCAUAUCCUGGGGACCACAGAUAAUCGCUGUUCUACCCAAAUUGUAGAGGAAAGUCUCUCCAUUCAGUGAUGAAUGAGAAGUGUCUUUGUUUUAGCUCAGUUUAAAAUAUAUUAAAAGUAAAUGAGAAAAUACAUUUAGGCAAUUUUCAACAAAGUGCAACUAGAGUCGACGAACGGCUAAAAUUACUUGGUAUUGCUUGACUAAAAGCGGCUGCUUUUUCUGUCUUGAUAUUUAUUUAUUUUUUUGUUCAUUCUUUUUCUUCCCAAAUUAGCUUCACUUUGCCCUUUUCCCCAUGAUCAGAUGCUUUAUUGUGCAAUCCUCUUAUAAUGAAGGACAGUCUGUGGCAGGCAAAGGAAUGCCGUCUAAUUGCUGCAUCUGAGUGGCUAAGGCUGAAUUCGUUCAGCUGGGGCUCUUUUUUUUUUUUUUUUUUUCUCCUCCUGCCUCAAUGCUUACUGGAGCAUCUGACAAGGCAUGUAUCUCUAGCAAAACAAGUAAUUGUUCAUCCAGAUGAAACUGCCAACCUUAAUCUUUCUGUGGGGGGAAAGUUUGAAGGAGGGGAAGCAUCAGAGGCUUAUGACUGAGUCAUGCAGGCAAUCAAGCAUUACUUUAUCCCCCACCUAACAGUUGGGCAGACAUUGCAGUGUCAUGUGAACUCUCCAUUUGUUGAAACAGACAAAAAGGAUAUCUCUCGCUCGCGCUCUCUCUCACACUAAAACAAAUUAAAAUAUAUAUCUACUGACUGCAUUUUAAAAUAGCAAUAUCAAUUUUUCCUUCUUUAAAAGAGAUAUAUAUAUAUAUUUAUUUUUAUUUAAUUUUUUUUAUAAAGCAAUCUUUGCUGAACUUUCCAUAGAAUAUCUUCAUUGGCCUAUAUUGUCAUCACUGAGUAUCUCAAGCAACGUGUUUUUUUGCUUUCUUGUCAGUCCUAUAUACUCUCAUUAGGCUUGUACUGCUGGUACUGAUCCAACAGUUGAGUCCUGUGACCAUUCCUAUUAUACGUGCAACACAAUUGUCUAAGCACGUUGGGCCGUUCUUUCCCUCAGGCAGUCCUGUGUAGAUUAAACAUUUUUGUCACGCUUGGACACCAAGCAAAGUGAAAGUUACAACGAUCUUUGUUAAUGUGAAUGCUGAAGGUUUUCCUCAUAUGCUGUAAUGUAACAAUCCUGAGUUUUUUAAAUACCACUUCUGUAAUAUGUGUAAAAAUUUUUUUAAUUUUUUUUAUCUGUAUGCAAACUUAACUUUAUGUUUAAGGAUUGGCGUUGGUGUUUGGGUGAGAAAUAGUGUUAAAAGGAAGAAAUAUAAACUUUUUGUAGCCAAUUCAUGUUUAUGAUCCUUAAAUUAAUAAAAGGUUUUUCUAUCCAUGGCCUUUAAGGGCUAAGAACUGAAUGUAAAGGGUAGUUUAUUUCUACGCUAUAGACUGUAAGCUCGUUUGAGCACAUUUUUGUAAUUGUCUCAUUUAUUGUUAAAUCUCCCCCUUUGAUAAUAUUGUAAAGCGGUACAGAAUAUGCUGGUGCUAUAUAAAUACCAGUAAUAAUAAUUAUCUGGCACGGGGACGAGGCCACAGUGGAUGAUUUUGUUUGUCAAUAACAUAUGAGGACUGAGGAGUAGAUAUCUCUAGCCAUUGGCAAGUAACAAUUUGGUGAAUGUACCAUGGACCCUCCAGGCUUGCAGUGGUGAGUAACAGUUAAAGGACCACUAUAGUGCCAGGAAAACAUACUCGUUUUCCUGGCACUAUAGUGCCCUGAGGGUGCCCCCACCCUCAGGGACCCCCUCCCGCCCGGCUCUGGAAAGGGGAAAGGGUUAAAAACUUACCUUUUUCCAGCGCUGGGCAGGGAGCUCUCUCCUCCUCCCUCCUCCUCCUGGGCUGAAUGCGCACGCGCGGCAAGAGCUGCGCGCGCAUUCAGCCCGUCGCAUAGGAAAGCAUUUACAAUGCUUUCCUAUGGACGCUUGCGUGCUCUCACUGUGAAAAUCACAGUGAGAAGCACGCAAGCGCCUCUAGUGGCUGUCAAUGAGACAGCCACUAGAGGAUUAGGGGAAGGCUUAACCCAUUGAUAAACAUAGCAGUUUCUCUGAAACUGCUAUGUUUAUAAAAAAAUGGGUUAACCCUAGAAGGACCUGGCACCCAGACCACUUCAUUAAGCUGAAGUGGUCUGGGUGCCUAGAGUGGUCCUUUAAGGUAAUGUUUUCACUCCAGGCUGGGAAUGAUUUUGUUCUUGUGUGAUGCAUUAAUAUAGACAACAACUUAGGUGAAAAUAUCUAGGGUUUGCAGAUUCUGCAGUGAGCUCUGGCCUAACCAUUAAGUGAAAAUCAAGAUCCUGUAACUUUCUUUGUCCAUGCUGAACUUAUCCUGUUGAUUAACAGCACUGAGUGCAGCAGGGGCUUCUGGACGUUGUAGUUCAUUUGAAAGAAUUCUCUUGUAGAAUGCUGACAGCUGACCUACAACUCACCGGAACCUUGCUGUGCAACCUCUUGAGAUGUGAAGGAAGAAACAUGGCUUCCUACCGCUCAAUAUUUCAGUGAGUGAACAAGUGGGCUUGUAGAUGCGUUACUUACCUCUAAUCCAGGGAUAGGAAACCUUUGGCACUCCAGAUGUUGUGCACUACAUGCUUUAGGAGAAUUCCUAUAAAGGUCAUGCGCCAUGUAUAGUUUUUUUUGCUUGUUUUUACACAGUAUCCUUGACCUGAUAUUUUGUGUGUAAUACAUACAGAAACAUCAACUACGCUGUCAAGGAGUGUGCCCUGUAAUCCAUAAUUAAGGUGGAUGUUCAGUAAAUACCACACCCAUCCACAGUCAUGCACUGUUAUAUUUAAAAGUGAUAAGGUGUACACAAGUCAAAUAAUAUUUUUUAAAAUAACUUCCUUAACCCUCCAUUUGCAAACAAUCUACUUUUUUUUUUUUCUUCUUCUAAUAAAAUAUAUGUAAUAGGUUAAUCAGCGUGCUUUGGUUUAUGUGACGUAUACAUUUAAUGAUAUUACAGGUGAUAUAUCAAGAAUAUUUGUAUUUGAAUAAUUUGUGUUAUUCUAGGUAUAUUGUUCUAUUAAUCAAAUAAUGUUUAUUUUGCAUUUACAAGUUGUUCUAGACACCAAACAUUUAUGUCUUCAGAGAAAUAUAUUUGUAAUGUGAAGCCAUGUCAUAUUUUCGUUUAUUUUGGCUGUAGCCAUGGAUUCUUUGUCACUGUUGCAUAAUAGGUGGCAUGGAUUAGUCACACAAAGAUAAACAAAUGUAACGAGUGAUGUCAGACACUUACACCUCACAUUCGUUGUAUUGUUACAGAAAGCUUUUAUUAAUCAAAGUCUUAUAACAAACCUUAAUAAACUGUAUUGGCAAUGCCAGGAUAACAGCUCUGAGCUUGCUGAUGGUGUUGUUUGACUGUUUUAAAGGGGCUCUGUUGUUAGAAACUGUUUGUGACCAAUACAUUUAAAAAGACUGCUAAUUGUAUUUAUAAUUUAGCAAAUGUUAUUUUAGUUAGUGUGCCCUAUCAAUACACUUAUGAUUCCUCUCCAAUUGCCAAGCUACACUGCACAAACACUCUACCCACCAAAAAAAAACAUUUAAAAAAAAAAAAACAAUCCCCGGAAAUCCAAUAUGAGCAAUUGUAGGAGCUGUAUUACAUCAUCAAGCUGUGAAUUGCUGUGGAUUGUAUCGUGGUGGUCCUGAAAGCAGGGGGUACUGCUUCACGUUGUUUUGUGUUUUAGAUUCCCAUCAUCAAGAAUUUCUAGGUCAACUAUCAAAUGAUGCAUUUGUUGCACUAAACAUAGCUAUGAAAGUGGGGGGGAUGUUGUCAAAAUAUACUUAUUUAAAUGUAAUUGUUGUACACACAUUCAGUGCUUGCAUCUGGGUAAGUUAUAAACCUUAAACAGCAAUUACUUAUGAGUCAUCAUUAUGAGUCACCUGUGCUUUAUAUUUUGCAAAUAGUUUUUGGAAUGUAAAAAUUAAAAUACAAACAUCAAUUGACUGAAUAUCAUGUGUUUUAAGAUAACGCCCCAUUUCUGUCCUAACUCUUGAAAUGAUUGUUACUGGGGUUCUGUUCUUACUCUUUGCAUGAGACCGAAAGAUUGUCCCUCUCUUUUCCCUAGACUGGGACCUGUUGUUAUUUAGAUACACAGAGCUGACAGAGAUCUCGAAAGAUGCAUACUGUAUGGGUUACAGCAAGGAUUUAAAAGGACUCUGCAUAAUUUAAUGGUUAUGGAAGAAAUCUAGAAAGACUCUGCAUGCUGUAGGGGCUAUGGCAGGGAUCUAGAAGGGCAGUACAUAUUGUAGCGGUUAUGGCAGGGAGAGUUAUGGCUAGAAGGACUGCAUCCUGUAGGGGUUACGGCAGAGAUCUGGAAAGACCCUGCAUCCUGUAAGGCCUACGGCAGGGAUCUAGAAAGAUCCUGCAUACUGUAGCAGUUACGGCAGGGAUCUAGAAAGAUCCUGCAUACUGUAGCAGUUACGGCAGGGAUCUAGAAAGAUCCUGCAUACUGUAGCAGUUACGGCAGGGAUCUAGAAGAACUCUGCAUAUUGUAGGAUUGCAGAUUUCAGUCAGAUCUAAUAAACUUGCUAGUUAUCUGCAACGUUGCUUAUUGUUUGUGGAUAUUGUGCCCAUAUAUAGACAUUUAUUUUUUACGUUCUGGUGGUGAGUUGAGAAUCUCCAUUCAGAAAAAUACUAGCAGGUGCCGCAUAAGCAGGAUUAUUUUUCUUUGUAAAACCUAAAACACACAAUAGUGAAGGGAAUAACAAAACUUAAGAAUCAGCCCUUGCAGUAUGCUAUUAGUUUUCUCAUAGAAAUAGCUUUAUUUGAAACAACGUAAAUUAUAAUAUACAAGUGUCACUUCAGUAAUUUGGUAGCAAAUAUGAAGAGUCUUGCAGAGGGUUACUAGAUCCACUAUUCCCACUACCCCCCAGGGAAACACAUAAUUAUGUUAUAUAUGAUCUGUGUCCCAGAAAACCUGGUGGACCCUAGUCUUACAAAAGUAUUCUAGAAUUAGGUAUUUUAAUAUAUUGCCUUGGACACCAUAGAAUACUCAGAAUCUAGGUUUUUUUUUUUUUUUUUUAGUCUAGGGUGUCACAAACCUCAGGAUCAUUCUAAGGGUGACAUCUACAGAUAUUACACCUGAUACCUAAUAAUUUAUGGCUUUACAUAGAAUUCUAUGUGUCCAAACCCACUGUGGUUUCAUUUCCGCUAUUUUUACUUAAAAUGUAAUAGUCCUUUUUGAAUUUGUAACAAAUCACCCUUCCGUGAAAAACCUUUUGUCAACCCCAGCUUUAUGUUUGAGUUGCAACAUGAUCCAUCAUGUAUAAUACGUGUUUGGCAGAACUCUACACUAUGAGGAACCUUUACAAAUGUAUAAAGUUGAAUAGAAUGAAUCAACAAGUUACCCUAGCUCUUUGCGUGACUCUGUGAACUAACUGAAGUUCUGACACCCUUAAGGUUUGCUGUGCUCGAUACUCUGAUGUAAACAUCGUUGAAUAACCUAUCUUUGAAUCCUGUUCAAGUUAUUCCAGCAAGCAUAACUAAUAUAAUAAUAUUCACUUUCCACAAACCCCAGAAGCACAGGCAUCUCGCUUUCUUCAGUGGCCUGUGACUUUUUUGACCUGUAGCAAAAUAAGUUUAGACUUCGUUUAGCCAAAGGGAAUGAGUCAUAUUGGCUUCUAUUGUGAAUUAACUGUUCUACCAGAUAAGAAGAGGUGUUUGUCGAGCAUGACUGAACAUUCAUUUUGAAUGCUAGACUUUGGGAAAACAGGCACAUUUCUGAAGACAUGUCUCGGUUCUCCCUGUGAUUUCUUUCCCUUAUUUAUACUGCCGACCUCUGACAGUCCCUUUUUUUUUUUUUUGCCUUUUGUUAGAUUGUGUAUUCACAUUUAUUGUUCAUGCAUUCAGCAAGCGAGCCUAUAGCUAUACAUUGGAGUUUAAAACAUAAGCUGACCUUGCAAACUCUGGAUAGCCAACAAGAUGGGGUCUGGAUGAAUAACCUUACGUUUUUAAUGUUUUCUGAAUACAUUUUCCCCAUAGUGUCAAGGAUAUAAACUUUCAAGAAGCUUAGUUCUCUAGAUUUCAAUAGCAUUUGACAAUGCUCUGCAAACAUUUACAAUAUUUAAUGUGAAGCACUAGGGUGUAGAAACUCAAUUUAUGUUUUUGCUGAAUUACCAAAUACCCUUACUGUGGCCUUUAUUUUAAUAUCAUAUAAGGUUUUUUUCAAAUUAUUUAAUAUUUUUAGAUUUAAAAAAAUUUAUCAUUUCCCCCCCACCAUCCAAAAUAUAUUGAUAACAUAUAUCAAAUAUUUAAAAUAUUAAAUAGUUUAAAAAGUCUAUCCAAAAUAUUAAAUUUAUUUGAAAAGCUUAUUCAAAAAUAUAUCCAGGCCACUGUUAUUUUUGCCUAUGUUUUGAAACUUUUGAAAGCCAUCUACAAGCCGUUUUGUGAAGAAUUUCCUUGACACGAAUUAUAUUGAUUUUUUAAAAGUUUGUUUUAUUUAUUUUUGUAAUGUAAACAUUGAAACAACAUGAAAAAAGACAACCUUGGUAACUCCUUAUGGGAAUAAUAAACCUUGUUUUGGGUAAAUCUGCAAUACAUGGCCUUCCCUAGCUGGACGAGAAAUGCACUAUAUAUAAUAAUUUAAAUUUCUACCUACUGUAGUGUCUGUGUGGUGGUUUAGGUCCCCUGCCCAAUUUUCCCACACCACACUGGCCUUGCCCGCCUCCAUGGCUGAGAUCCGUUUUGAUGAUCUCAGCCAAUCAAAUGCUUUUCCUAUUGUGGCAAAACCCACUACUGUGCCAUUAAGAAUCUCCCCCUAGAGAUGAAUUGAAUCAAUACAACUCUGUGGGGAGCAUUCACAUUGUGCAGCACUCGACUAAGAGGCCUUUCUAGUGGCCGUCUGAGUGACUGCCACUAGAGGUGCUUCUAGGCAGUAAUGUAAACAUUGCCUUUUCCCUGAAAAUAAUCCAUUACAUUGAAAAGCCUGAAGGGACAGGCUAUAGACACCAAAACUACUACUUAAAGCUGUAGUGACUAUAGUCCCUUUAACCCAUACUUCACUUCUAAUCAUAUGCCACAGUGGUUUAUUGUACUCCAGUUAGCCACUAGUACAGUGAUGGAAUCCACUUCCCCUUCCCCCACCACUAUAAAAAAAACCUUUAAAAUCAUAUCUUCACCUGUCUACCAGUUAAUGACAGGUAAAUAUGCUGUCAAAAUUAUUUUAUAACAAGCACACUAAAAAUAAACUUUCUGGUUCCAUUAUUUGUUAAUUUUAUACAUCCUAGCAUGUCCAGUGAGUGCUUACCCUGUUUAGGACUCAUGCGGAUUAGACGAUGGGGAAAUGGUUAUAUUCAUUUAUUUGACUUUUUAACUUUUGCAUAUUAUUCUUUUCUUACUACAUGACUUCCACCAGCCCUGGCCAGUUCACAUUAGGAAUUUGAAUAUAUUAAAAUUUGAAAAGACCACAUUUCUGACGAUGUUUUGUUCAAGUUUAUAAAAAAAAAAAUGAGGAUGGAGAAGUUUGUUCAUACAGAACCCUGUAGUCAUGUUAUGUUUUUUUUUUAAUGUUUUUUUUUAAAUUUUUUUAUUUAACAAAGCCGUGUGCAAGCUUUGUGCGAUGUGGUUGCUGAGCAGACGGGAUGGUGCUCUGUAUAUAGUGACCUUUUAAUGGAAUUGUAAUGCCUUGCAUUCCUGGGCCCACACCUGUGUUUGUCUAGCCUGUUCAUAAACAUUGCAUGGAAGUGUUUGGUUUCUCAUCACAACUAGAAAAAAAAUCCCUUUUUUAAUUAAUUUAAUUUUUUUUUUUUUUUUAGUCAGAGGCAAAACAUUCCUCUGCAGCACCAGAACUGCCAUUUCGUAUUAUCUACUCCUGUAAUAACUAGCUUGUUACAUUGGAGAUAAAGUUUCAUUAACUCAUUCCUUGUUUACAGUUGGCAACAUUGUGUUAGUCCAUGGAGUGAUAAUUUUAAAGCGGGACUCUUAACACCUUAUUAUUCAUAUCUGCUUCCAAUAAAAUAGAUCUUUUUGUAUAUAUUUUUUAUAGCAAUUUAUAGAAAGUAUUACUAAUAAGCCUCCGUGCUGUACAAUUUCUUUCAUGUAGGACUGUGGUUUUUUUUUUUUGUUUGUUUUUUUCAUAAAGAAAAGCUGUUGCUGGGUCGACCUAAGCCGUUUUAUAUACUUGUAUGCACAAGUCUUGUUUUGAUUAUUCUAGUGUUUUCUAAAUAACUUAUUUUCCUGAUGUGAAGCAGCAGUUUCAACAAAUGGGUAACUGCCCUCCUCAUGUCCCCAACAGGUCACUUAUGCCUCGUUUCCACUGAACGGAUCAGCUCGGGUCGGUACAGUUUGGAAGGUUUAGAAUGGUCCAGCCUAUUCUGGUGAGCGUUUCCACUGCAAGUCAGACCUUCAGGGGCCAUGCAAGGUUUAGAAAAAAUGCUCUUCCCGUCCACCAAACAAUGGAUUGUAUAGUAGCUGUGCCCUAACCGAACCGUACCAUUUCCUAUGGCCCUACAUCUGAAGAAGGACCCUGAAUGGUGCGCUACGGUUUGGUUGUAUGGGCCACUUUCAUAAUGGAAACACUCAAAAUAGUGAACCGUACCGAUCCGCUCAGUGGAAACAAGGCAUAAGAAAACCUUAUUAAAAGCUAGCCCCUUCCUUUUUCUUUCCCAUUGUCUUGUGUAUGGUACAACGAGACCCCAAACCCCCCAGUAUCUGUCUGUCUUCCAACAGGCUUGGUUUGUCAUUUUUAAGUCCAUUCUUCAGACUUUCAUGUUGUUGGGCUUACACUGGCAUCUGUGUCCGCAAGGUAGAGUGUGGCUCAAAGAUUUGAUCUGCUCAGCAGUAGAAUGACCAUGCAUGGUGUACAGACAAUAAACAGUAUUUAAAAAAAAAAACAACUCAAAAACAUGGAAUCUCCUUGAAUUUCAUGUUGGCAAAAAGCUUUAUAAAUAUAACACGUACAACCACGGCAAGUUUGUAUCAAAGCGUGAGAAUUAAUUUUUUUUUUUAUACCUUACUCAGGCUCUAUAUCGCUGCACCCACGACUGAUUCCGGGCAAUGUCUUAUAGAUUCUACUAAUAUCAAUAACUCAUUUUCCACCUUGUGUAUUAUAAGUUUAACUCAUCGAGGGCCAGAUUUAAAUUUUUCAUUGAAAUGACUUGAACAUUAAACUUCUUGCACUUAAACAAUGAAAGGAAUGAUACGGUGUUCUGAGAGUGCUUUCUCUUUACUACCAGGUCUAUUGUUUGCCUCUGUCAUCUUAGGUUUAGAGAAUAAUGCAAAAUACACAGGUUCCCAUCCAUUAGCCUCUAUUAUUCAUGGUUAGGUUAGAUCGCUCUGCUCAUGAAUAAUAAACUUGCCUCCAUUCUUGUAGUGAUACUAGCUAUCCAUGUUACAUUAGUUUCGCUGUGUGUUGGGAUGUAUAUCUUCUAGCACUUUAAAAAAAAAAUUUUUUUUAACUGAUUCUUGUGAAACUUCAACAUGCUCAGUGAUCAAUGUAUUAAUGUUCCUUUUUUAUAUUUCUGCUUUUACUGCAGUUAUCGCAAAACAUAGGUAUUUUGCUUUUACUUUUCUCCUCAUGCACAUUUUUCACAUUUUAUUUUGUAUUCAGCACUUGUGUUUUUUCUUUUACUGGAAUGCAUUUUAGAUAUGGGCCAAUACCUUCUAUCACAAUAUGGAAUGUUACUUGUUUGUCUUUUAUAGUUUAUGCUUUAUUGCUUUCUUUUUCCCAUUUAACUCUUUUUGUAGUUUAGAACGUUUCUCCAUUUAAUAUUCAAUUUUUCACCUUUAUUCCUCAUAUUAAGCCAUUUUUAUAAAUGGUUUUUAUUAUUAUUAUUAUUUAUUUAUUUUUUUUGUCGCUUCAACUGAGGAUUUCACGCUCACUGUCCUCCAAAUGUUUUUCCAUCUCCACUAAAAUUAUGUAUUUAUGUAUUUUAUUUUAUAUUGUGAAUUAAAUUAAAACUUUUGAUCUCCUACUUACAUUUAAAGGUGGGGAUGCAACAAUGAGUGGUAUCAUAGGGGAAAGCUUUAAACCUGUUGUAGCCAGCAGAAAGUCUUGCCAACUCAUGCAGGUGUUAUUAUCCAUCUAUAAUUAUUGCUCUUGUAACAUUAGAUGUGAAUGCAAGAAAGAGAACAUUGCAUGGCAUUGUAGAAACAGAUUCCAUCGAGCGAACACUACUCUCAAAUAUCUGAACUAUAUGAAGCUGUACCAUUGGGCCUAUUGCUUGUUUGUGUGCACUUACAGCUCUCUCAGCAAUACAGUGUGUUUUAAAGUGACAUGGUAAUCACUAUCAAGAGGAGUAAUCCGCUUAAAAAAAAAUAAAAUAGUGUAUUUUCGAAUUGGAAUUAUGUUUGUAAAACCUUAGUUCGAAAUUUCUGAGAACAGGUGUGUAACCGAAUAUACUUAAAUUGGAGAGUAACUAUUAAUUAAAAAAAAAAAAAGUUUAUGUCCAAGAAAAAAAAAAAAUACAGCUGCUGAUACAAAAUAUUUAAUAUUUUCUACUUGAAAUUGUAGUAUAUUGCAACGCAUUCAGUAUAAAAUAAGUUAAUCGUUGCCCUGUCUAUUUAACCACAGACAGAUUAAAAGUUACGGCUUUUAAAUUUCCCUUGCAUUGUUGAAAAUCACAGCUUUACCAGAAGUCCAAAAAAGCCUGAGCUUAUUUGAACAGCCAAGAACCACUUAUAGCUCUAAUUUGAAGAGGUAAGGCAGUUUUUUUUCUUUUUAAUAUAUUUACUAAACAAUAUAUGGAGAGCUAAAGGGAGCAUGCUAAGUGAAUAUUUUGGUUGUUUUUAGUGUGUCAAGUGCCAAACGUUAAGGGUCAGUCUACAACAGGACUGACCACACUUGAUCUAGGGUAUUUUUACCAAUAUGUACUCUUAGCUUAUGUUACACCUCAAGACCUCAAACAGUCCCACUUGGGACUGUUCUUGGCUGCACAGUGCGAGAACAUCAUUAGAUGUGCUUGUGGUGUACAGCCGGCACUAGGUACUAAAGUCCUGGGGGUAGCGGCCAAAAUGCUUGUCAGCAGAUAGGCCCGCACCUUAUGGAUGUUGUUGGUAAUGAGGUUGCAUCACUGUUGACAUUAGUGACACUCGCCCAUCUAGUCCCGGUUAUACAGGCUCCAAAGUUGGGUAAUGUACACCUCCCCAAUAAGAAGCUUGGGGCCACUUGGAAUUUCGUUGGAUCUUCUUUUGUAAACAAUACAUGCAAAGUAUUUUCCAAGUGUAUUAAUGGCUUUUGACUGUUGAGGUGUACCUUUACAUUCUCUCUGCAAAACAAGCAACCCACAGGCCCAAUUAGUAUAUACAGCCAGGCCUUGAAUCACAUGCUUUACCACACCCACCACAUUCCAUUUAGCCACAGAACAAAAGCCUUAAACGCACUGAUAACUUUGCCAUAAGAGAUUUGUGGAAACAAGAUUAGAUAUUGAAUUCACAGGUGUGCAAGUCACAUUUGUGCAAUUCAUUGUGACUGUCAUUUUAUACAUUUUAUCUAUAAACUGUCUUUGCAUUCCUGUCAUACCUCGUGGUGUAGCUGUAUUCAAUACGUUGUAGUGUUGGUGUAUUUGAAAAAUGUAAGGUUCUAUGAUAUACAUUCUUCAAUAUAUAUAUAUGGUAUAUGUUAUGGUGUGCAUCUGGAAUAUCUUCAGUAAUAUUGCAACCUAGGCAACUCAUUCUUUUUACAUUUUGCUGUUAAAUUGAGCGGUACACUAAACCAAUCUCUGUUGCAAAGUAGGUGACAAUGUGAAACUUAAAGGAACAUUCCACAGUGCUAAUGAAAAAAGAAACAAUCACUGUUUACUAAAUAAUAUACACCCCUAUGAAGACAUAUUGUGUGUAUAUCUUAAAAUAACUGUUUGACAGCCAGGGAGGUGUUUCAAUAUUUAAUGAUAAAAGUGACAAUUUUCUUUUAGAGGUCUGCACUUUUAUAAAGUGCCCUUUAAAAGGGUACUCCUCACCCAUAAAGCAUUUUGGCAAUCUGCAGUGCUUUUUAUGAGUGUGGAGUGGUUCUUUAAGGCUGUUCAGAACAUAGUACAAGGGCUGAUUGCCUAUUGGUUACUUAAAGGGACACUCCGGACCACUAAAGUACUUCAGCUUGUUUGAAGUGCUUUAUUUGUGAAGUGUGUCUUCUUUUUUUUAAUUUCACAAAAAGUGAACAUUUCAGUAGAAAAUUGCACUUUUUAAAAAAAAUUAACCUUGUUACAUCCUCCUGGCUCUCACUCGGACAACAGGUAAUGUUACUUCCUGGUUUGACUAGAUCAGUGGAGCUAAACUCAAGAGGCAGCAAUUGCACAGAGCUCCUGCCUUGCAAACACUUCUCAUUGAGGCGCAUUGAGAAGUCUGUGAUUGGACAGAAACAGAAAGUUUGGGCUGGGGAAGAAGGGGAGGGCUUGCAAAGGCUGCAGACCAGAAAACUUCUAUUGUAAGCUGACUGCAAACUGCUUCAUUAAAUGCAUACAUGUUUUAAUUUGAGAUAUAUCUACUAAACAAGUAUUUUAUUUAGGCAGUGGAGUGCCCCUCUAAAUGUCAAAUACUGUGCAUUUUCAGUUGUGAACACAGAUGAGACAGAUUGUGUCUGCAGUUUGUACUGUGUGUUAUACCAGAAACAAUGAUAAGUUUUUUGAUUUUUAAUGCAUUUUAUUGUUUGUGGCCUAAACCAGGGGUAGGCAUCCUUUCACACUAUAGAAGUUGUGGACUACAUAUCCUCUGAUACUUUGCCAGCAUACGGUAGGAGCAUUAUGAGAGAUGUAGUCCACAAUAUUUUGAGUACCGAGGGUUUCAUACCCUUGGGUGAACAAUUAGCCGUAAUAUUGCCACAUAUUGCAUCCUACACCUCCCUCGUUUUUUGCUUGUUACUAUACUGGGUAUAUAAUGUCACAGUUCCAUUUCUUUUUUCUCCUUCAUAAAGUGUUUCUCCUAUAAAACGCUUGUUCAUGUUAGCAGCAAGGACAAUGAAGGUUUCAUAUGUGUAAAACUAUUAACUAAACUACAAACUCCAGAAAUCUGUCUGGCAAGGUUUUAGGCAACAAAGUCAGCACGUUAAAAUGUUCCAUAGAAAAGGUAUUGGAGCUUCCUGGGUUUAAUAACUGCUUGGAAUGUAAAAAAUUUUUUUAUUGUAAAUAAAUAAAUAAUCAUUUUGUGGGCUUUUUUUCUUUAUAUUUGAUUCCCUGUUGUUUUAAAAGCAUUAUCUAUAUAAUGUAUUCAACAGAAUGGUUCACCUGCCUUUUUAAUACCAGCACUGCUACAGCAAACACGAAAUCCAGAUGACAAGAACCUCUUCUUUUCUGCUACAUUUACACCUUCAGAAGGCAUGUAAUGUAUCUUAGGAAUAAGGCACUAUAUUGUUCACCAGCAUUUACCAGUGAUCAGCAAUGCCCAUUUUGCCUCCCUUGUUCAAGGUACACUUGAGCAAAAUAGAGCUAGUUAGAGGUAACUGUCAAGGAUUACAAUAACAUUUAUAAUCAAAAUGUCAACACACCGUCCUCAAAGCAUUGGAUGUUCUAGAAGAAUAGAAAUGACUAGUGUUUCUGUCAUUGAAACUUCAACAUUGUUGCAUUACCUGUAGCUUGCUUUUCCUCUUGCUUUUUUUUGGGGGUGGGGGGGAGGAGGGUAAAUGGCAUGAUUAUUAAUAUAUUUUUUAUAGUACCAAAAUAUCCUGCAUUGCCUUUGAAUUCUGGAAAGGGGAAAUGUGAGUUAAAGAAACCUGCUCAAACAAGCUUACAAUCUGUGAGGUGAUGCCAGGAAAAAUAUCUUUUAGCAUUUUUUUUUUUUUUUUCACAACCACCAAAGUCCCCAAGGCCACUUCAUCUCGGAAGAGUUCUGGUUACAGUGGUCCUGUCACUUUAACACUACAAAGUUAAAUUCUCAUGUAGUGGCUGUCAUACUGACCGCAGCUAUAACAGCAUCUGCAGCACCAACAGAAUAAAACUCCAAUCAAGUGACGCAACAACCACAAUAGGAAAAUCUGCUUGCUUGUGAAAGCUUAAAUAAGGUCACGGUGCUCGCCUUGCAUGCACAUCCGGUCCCCAAUGCUCCUCCAUUAGGAGCAUUGGUUUGGACAUCGUCGGAGGAGGCCAUGCCUUCUCCGAGACUUAGCGGAAGGAGGAAAGCGGAGAGUUACACGAAAUCAUUAAUUUUAUUUUAUGAGGCAAACAGGAAGGGGAAGGGGGAGCGGGUUGGGGGUCCUAUCUUUUAAGGACCGGUACAUCUCAGCAUUAGGGUUUGAAUUCCCAAUAUUUGUGUUCUUUUAAUAACUCAUGAUCUAUAGCAUUCAUUAUGCAAAACUAUGCAGUUUAAUUAUUUUAUAAAAAAAAAUUUUCUCCUACAUUUUUGUGACUUAUUUUCUUUAAUUGCAAAUGGCUAAUAACUGUAUUGAGACAAUGGGAACCCAUUUCCUAGGUGAAUAAGCAGAAUAUUAAGCCCUAUAGUAAAAAAUUAAAUUGCUAUGUCAGCCUAACACCGUAAUCUACAGUUUGUUUACUCAGAUUCCUAUAUGCUUACGAGAACCAAAGCAAAUGCCAUGCUGCAGUCACAAGUUUCCAUUUGGCUGCUCCUUUCAGUUCUGCCAUAAUUCUUUGUAAAUACCUGAUAAAGAUCUAAAGCCAUUCAGCUGAUCUUCAUGCGCACAGACGGCAAAUUAUUGAUUAGAUCUACUUAUUUUGGCUUCAAUGCAAAAACUGUAUUAGAAUUGGUGUCCAAAAGACUAUGGACAUGAGCCCCAGUGUACGUUUUAUGGCCCCUUCCGUGCUACAGUUUUUAAAACUGUACCCCUUGUAAUGUUUAGAGAGAAAUGUCAACUAGAAUUGCUGAUUUAAAUAAAUUUUGGGCUAAUAAGUCCUGAAAUCAGAUUUGAGGAUUUUUAGGAGUUGACUCAGGGCCCCGGUUGUUCAGAACUGAAUCUUUGCAAAAUGUAACCAUUUGCCACUGUAUAGUGUAGAACAGAAUUGUCUAAUCUCUUCAUUAAUAACCAAUUUGGAUUAACCCCAUAUCAUAAAGGGAAUAAAAUGUAAGUUUUCAAUUUUCUUAAACCAACAAUGUAACUGGGACAAAUUGUGCCUUAUUCUAGAACAGGCAUUGGCAGCCUUCGGCACUCCAAAUGUUUUGGACUACACUUCCCAUGAUGCUUUGCCAGCAUUAUGGGUGUUAGAGCAUUAUGUGGGAUGUAGUCCACAACAUCUGGAGUGCCGAAGGUUGCCUAUCCCUGUUCUAGAACUAUGUACAUCUAUAAUGGCUCCACCUGCUGCCCAGCCUCACAAACAAAAUUCUAAUGCUGAUUUUACUGUGUAAAUAGUUUUUCAGUGGGAAUACUGCCACUCCAACACCCAUUUUCGAUUACCUAUUGAUUGAGCUAUAUUGUUCAGCUUUUUUUUUUUUUUUUUGUUGAGGUUAUAAAUAGUUAAUGGUUUACAAUUGUAAAUUAGUUUCUGUAAUGAGCUACAUAUACAUAUUCCCUGGAUAUUUAUUUAUGUUUGCAUGGUUUUCCUAGCUCAUUUUCCUAGGCGGUUAUCAGAUCUGUCUUUAUUUAACAUGUACCACAAAUAUCUCUGGAUAGCAGGAUUCAAAUCAAUGAAGGUUUUUAAACGUUAUUGGUGGGAAAAAACAAACAAACUCUGAUCAGACAAACGGUCAGAACCAGAGAGUUAUAGGGUCAAACAGUAAUUCUUCAUAUAACUAUAUAACACCUGUAACAGCUCCACCUACUGCCCACCCGACACACUCAUUACUAUGAUGACUACUUUUCCUGCUCAGUCAAUUUAAUUCACUGUAUUCCAUGAAGAAUGAAACUAGUGACAAGGUAAUUGAAUUCCAUACACUGUUUAUUUUAAUGUCUGCUUAAUUAAAAAGCAAGCAUAUUUCAGAAUUUGAAGCCACUUACAGGAACACUACAGUGUUAGAAUAGAAAACUGUAUUCCUAACGCUACAGUGUCCCUCUGCAAAGCUCGCGCCCUCCCCCCCCCAACUCAAGGCACUUAAAUGGUUAAACAGAAUGUUCCCUGAACACUCCGAACUGUGUUGGAGAUGUGGACGAGCAAUUGGAGACACCCUGCACAUUUGGUUGUCUUGCCCGACAAUAGCAACAUACUGGCAGAGGAUCCAUAGCCUGAUCAAGGAAAUAAUCGACUCUGACAUAGAGCUGCAACCACUACCGAUGCUGCUCCACCAUACAAAGCUCCCUGCACCCACCUAUAAAAAGAAAAGCGUACCAAGACACCUCUUAAAUGCUGCUAAAGUACUCAUACCCGCAAAAUGGGGAAAACCGGAAGCACCAACGGUCAAGGAAUGGAUGGAGCAGGAAUCUCUAGCAGAGAGGGUGGCUUGCAGCAGUCUACACGCUACAACUCUGCUUCCCAACCACUCUGAAUCCUCCCUAAUAAUCCUUAAAUGCAGUGACACACGCCCAUACUGCAUAAUCCACGCCGCUGCAUAGUCAUUGUGUGCCACAGCAGACGUGGCCGACUGAAGCUACUGGUCAGCCGAUCCACACUCCCUAAUAUUAUAUUAACUCUGCAUCCCGAUUGAGAAAGCCACUUGGCGAAACGCGUCUCGGUGAAAGGAGGACUAAACAGGACUUUAUAUACUGUUUAUGGUAUUAUUGAUACUUAUAUUUUUUGCAUUUUUUAUUUUGUACCAAUAAUUCUUUCUACUCCUGCUGCACAAGAAGGGUUGUGUUCCCCUUAAAGACACGCCAUAAUACCAGGAGCCUAGUAUAACUGGCUCCCCAAAAGGUGAGCAGCUACUUGCAUUUACGCUUUGGCUAUCUACUGCACUUUACAAUCUGUACAAGGAUAUUUUGUUACUUUUUGGCUCCAUAUUGAGGAUCAUUGAGCCAAGAAUCCGGAGAAGGGUUUGGUAUUACCUAAUAUACCUCCGCCUAUGAGAUCCCCUUAUUCCAACACCGUGGAAAUCCGGCGUUCACUCCGACUACGCCACCUCCUCCUUAAUAGCAAGAGGAAGCAUGCAUAUGCAAAGCGUCCUUUCAACGUCCAGCAUCCUUUCACUAAGUUAAACUCCCGUGUAAAUGCAGGAAGUGCCUCUAGUGGCUGUCUGGGAGUCUGUCAAUAAAGGCAGCCUUAACACUGCAAUGAAAACAUUGAGGUUCCUCUAAAAAUGCACCAGACCCAGACCCAUACAAUGAGAUGAAGUGGUCUGUGUGCCUGUACUGUCCUUUUAAUGAUUAGAAAUCAUAAGUAGCAUUCAUUGGACAUAAUUCUUUAUUAGAGUGGUUAUCUUUAUUUUGAUACAGAUCUGUUACAAUUCUAAGUGUAAAAAAUAAAAAAAGCUAUAUAAUGUCAACAAUACUCCAAGUAGGUUUGUCAAAUAAUUAUAUCCGUACAUAUGUAGCUUUCGUUAACAGUUUAGUCAGAAUCUUUUGAAAAGGAGGUAGAAAAACCGUGGAAACAACUUUCAAGCAAAUGGGCUCAUAAAAUAGCAUUUCUCCUGUAAAUCUUGCAGUAAAUCAUCACGCCAUUUUCAUGUGAAGCAUGUGUCCAAGUUCUAGUUACAGGGAAAGCUUUGGUCACUAGCUGGCCUUUGAAAGCAUGUGCAUUUUAUUUGCUUCACUGGGUGCAGAAUUUUAUCUCUUUCUUCAUCUCAACAGAAUUGGAUAAUCCAUAAAUCCUGUUAUAUCAUAGUGGCGGGUGGCUUUGGCAGUGUUCCAUCUUGUAUUACAAACGUUGCAAUUACAGGAAAUAUUCUGAAUAUUCUGAAUGUUUGAAGUUCCAGUUCCAAAUUUCUAAUACAUAAAUCACAAGCCACCAACAAGUUCACAAUAGAAACAUGUUUUUAUUAAAUGUAACUUUAUCUCUUAAUUUUGUUAAAUGUUGAUUUAUAGCAUAUUCCAGUGUUUUCCAAACCAGUCUUAUAGGCACUCCUACCAGUCCAGGAUUUAGGGAUUAUCCAGCUAUGUCUAAGGUUUUUUUUGUUUUUUUUAAAACACCUUGGACACACCUGGGUAAUCCCUAAAUCCUGGACUGUUAGGGGUGCCCUGAGGACUAGUUUGGGAACCAAUGGCAUAUCCUAAAAUAUGGGGCUGUAUUAUAAAAUAGGCCUCAAUAUAAUCCUAUGUGUAGGGUAUGCGUGUAGGGUGCGAGAACUCCACUUUAUUUAUUAUUUUAUUCAGUUAAAAAGGUGUAUUUUCAAUUCACGAGGGCUUUUAAAUUGUGUCAUUUGAUUUUGAUGUCUCUUUCUGGUAGCUUCAGUUAUGUAUUUGGGUUAGCUUAGCAGGAACUAUUUUUUUUUUUUUAUUUUUUUUUUUAAAUGCUUUGCAGUUUGAUUAGCUUAAAGGACCACUAUAGUGCCAGGAAAACAUACUCGUUUUCCUGGCACUAUAGUGCCCUGAGGGUGCCCCCACCCUCAGGGUCCCCCUCCCGCCGGGCUGGAUGGCAAGGAAAGGGGUUAAACUUCCCUUUUUUCCAGCACUGGGUGGGAAGCUCUCAUCCUCCUCUUCGGCUUAAUGCGCAUGCGCGGCAGGAGCUGCGCGCGCAUUCAGCCAGUCUCAUAGGAAAGCAUUCAUAAUGCUUUCCUAUGGACGCUGGCGUCUUCUCACUGUGAUUUUCACCGUGAGAAUCACGCAAACGCCUCUAGCGGCUGUCAAGGAGACAGCCACUAGAGGCUUUAGAGGCUGGAUUAACCCUAAUAUAAACAUAGCAGUUUUUCUUAUAUAAAAAAAAAAAAGUUAAUCCUAGAGGGACCUGGCACCCAGACCACUUCAUUAAGCUGAAGUGGUCUGGGUGCCUAGAGUGGUCCUUUAAAUUUGAAUUUAAAACUUAGAUGUAUAAUUUCAAAUUGUCUCCCCCUCCUUCUCCCCCCCCCCCAGAUCUGCAUUCCAACUAGUAGACUGGCAUAGUUUGGAUCCGUUGAUGCUUAACAUAGUUUUAGGUUAGAGCAAUGUGUUCAAUGUGUAGGAAUGUUCGUGUCUUGCUCUUCGCUCAGUGAUUGAUACAGAGACCUCUAGGUUACUGUAUGGUUGUCUAGCUUAAAAAAAAAAAUCAGGUGUUUUGGCUUUUUUUGUUUUUCUUAGUAUUUCUUUUCAGAGACUUUUAACCCCUUAAGACUAAACUUCUGGAAUAAAAGGGAAUUAUGACAUGGCACACGUCAUAUGUCCUUAAGGGGUUAAAGUGUAAUUUGUAUAUGUAUUUUUCUGCCUUUUGCUUAUGACCUAAAAAGAAUAUUUUGGUGGUCAUUUUUUUUUUUUUAUUUUUUUUUUGCAUCAUGACCUUAAGUUUAUACAGGAUACUUUAUAUAUGCAACAAGGUUAUGUAUUUAGAAAUUGUUUCAAGGUAAUCCAUUAAACACUGACCGUUAAAUGGGCAACUGUGGUUUUAGCUGAUACCGAACUGCAAACAGCGAGCUGUAAAAUUUGUUAAAGAAAUAGUGUGAGGGUUUAAGCACAUAGUUGACUUUCUAUCAAUGGAGAAUUUGUGACUUUUAUGCUCUUGCACAAUUAUAUUCAAAGAACGUGACUUUUUUUUUUUUUAUUACUAUAAUUAUAUAGUACAAUGAGAGCCAGGAAGCAAUUCUCUCAAGACAAUGGUGAUUCUCCCACACUAGAACAUUAAUGUCCUUGGCGUGGCCAUAGCGAGAAAUAAAUCUGAGCCUUGUUCCGCAAAUAAUGAGCAGUGAGUGCUAGCUCAUAUAAUACCAUGGGAUCUCAGAGUCCAGUGCAAAAACAUUGGUUAAAAACAGGCACCAGGCUGUAAAGAGUAGACUACUUCCUUAAAGCCCAGUGAAGUACAAGACACCCGUUAACGCAUUUCAACAGAGUGCCAGACUUUAUCAAGACCAGUACUUUUUCACCCAACACUGUAGUGUACGUACAUGUGAUGCAACCCAUACUUUCCCAAUCUCCAACUGCAGUGCAGCUGCUGAGAUCUUUCAGUUUCACCGGCAAAGAGGAAUCCUAAUAAAUCACAUUGUAACCGCCAUAUUCAUAUUUUGCUACAUUCAGUAUACUCCUGACUGAGUGUGGACACAAAAGGUUUAACUCGAAAGAGCCUAGAUUACAUUUUACGAAGACCAAACUGCUAUAAAGGUUCACUUUCUAAAGUGACAUAUCCUACGAAGAGCGGCCACGUCCAAGGUUUUCUUAGAAGUGGCCUUGGGGUCAUCCUAUAUCAUUUGAUUAAACACUCACAUUCCCUUUGAAAAGGACAUGAUUGUAUCAUUACAUUUUAAUCAUAAAGAAGAACUGAACUCUUCAGACACAUUUUGAGAGAAAAACAAGAACCGAGUUAGCUUCAUUUACUCUGGAAAUAUCACUUCUUUAGGAAACAAAAAAGGAUUAAUGGAACACUAUAGUGUUUGUAUUCCUGAUACUAUAGAACUAAAUAACAGUUUAGGCCACCAGCCUCCCUUACCGCUGGUGAGAAAGGUUUACGCCUAUUUUUCCAGCGCGCUUUCGGAUCCGUCCCCUUAGCUGAGCUCAUCAAACAUUGGAAAAUAGCAGUGUUUCCAUUAAAAUUCCUGCAGGAACAGGCAGUAGACACCAGAACAACUUAAUUAAGUUAUUCUGGUGAAUGAAUAUAGUUUCCCUUUACGUGAUUAACACACAGCAUAAAACCUACAGGACCAUUGCAAACAGUGUUUAGCCCCUUAAACACAAAUUAUGGUCUAUGCCAUCAAUCUGGAUUAAAAGGACCUUAUUCCAGAAUGGAAUGAGUCCUCUGCUGAGGAGUCCAGAGUUAAGUACCCUAAAACCUCAAUAUUUGAAAGAAUCUCUGCUCAAUGAUGAUUUUAGUCUUUCUGGUGGCAAAAUAAACAUGUCCAUGAAUACCUUCAGAGCAGUAUAUUUUCUUUAAAUUAAGAAAAUAUUUAUAAAGGGAGUUGCUCCACAGUACAAGGAAGUUGGCUGAUAGUAAAUGAUUACAUGAAAUAAAAGUUGGCGAGGGCCGCUUAUGAGCUUACCUUACAUAUCAAGGGAUACCAGAAGUACAUCGGGUUAAAAAGGAAUCUAUACACCUGUUCAUGUUUUUAUGGCUUUAGUGAUUGUUAAGUGACUGAUGGACUUUUUUUGAACUACAGUUAUUAAGUCGUAUUCAUCUUCUAUACUGAUAUUAAACCUUAUGCAAAGACUAGUGACAGCUGAACAGAGGUAAAAAGUAUACAUUUUGAGUACAGAGGUAUUUUCAUGUGGGAUGCCGUGUGGAUCAUUUUGGGGUAGUGUGACAACUGUGGGUGCCUGUUUAAAAUGGCAAAAGCGAACUGUGUGUUUUUUUUAAUCCUAUACAUUUCUAUUAUUUUAUUUAAAUUUUUUCUUACAUCCCACUCGCACAUUUACAAGAACAAUAUUUGAAUUAUAUAUCUCCAAUCUGACCAUCUUAUCUGAGUGGUUAUUGGGAGGCAACUCUUCUUUUUAUACUCAACCCCCAUUGCACCUAAAUGUAAUCCUUAAUUUAGCCCAUUCAGCUCCUAUACAGGAAUGGUUAUACAUUAAUAAUUGUCUAAUCUCUAAAACUGUGGUCAGAUUUUUUACCUUUGUGUCUGUACAUUGGUACAGAUGGAACGAUAUCUAGCAGGUUGUAUACACUAGAACAAAAUAGGGCACAUUUCAGACUUUUUAUUUUCCGUUUUAACAUUUGCCUCUCUUUUCUUAAAGUGAAAAUGUCAGAUACAGAAUGUUGGAGUACUGUCGUUCAAUAGUGACUUUUUUUUUUUUUUUAAAGCAGACUUUUUCAAUCAGUUUUUUUUUUUUAUACAUCCCCAAGCAAAUUUUAUUCAUACAAAUAAACAAAUUUAGUAUUGCAUUUUUCUGCAGUUGGAGCACAGGGAAGUAUUUUUGUUUGGAAUAUUUUUUUACAUAUAAAUACAGAUACUAAUUGUGUUAACAUUGCACCAUGUUUCUUAUUGAAAACUGACUUCAUAUACAUUACACACGUUUUAAAAGUUUUGCUCCAGUUUCACGGGACAAUUCAAGCAACAUAAUCACCUGUGCCCCAUCUACAGGUUCUAGUAUAACACGCUCCCUGGCCCUUUUAAAUGUAAUGCAGCUUAUACAUUUUGAUAGGCUUCCAUAAAGGAUUGGACUGUGGCUGCAUAAGUGUAUGGAACUAUCUAGCUCUAUUUAUGGAAAAACUUUGAAUAGAACAUUUGGUUUGUGAGAAAUUGCAACACUGGUUUAAUGCGUAUGUUUUAAAGAAUGAAAGUGUCGAAUAAUAUCCACCUAACCAUUUCCGCACAUAUGCAGCUCUUAAAGAAACCUUGUAACCAAUUCUUAGUCAAGACAGAGCUCACUGUAGGUACACAUCCUCACCAUUGGCAGCAAAGCAGGAACAUCAAAGAUUAGUAUUGUUUUGUUUUGUACACUUUUUUAAAAAAAAAUCUACGUUUUUAUCUUCGUAGUGCAAUAAAUGAGUCGAGAGACUCAAAUAUGCCAUUACAUAACAAAAUACGUGGAGCAGCGUUGAGGUAAACCUUAUUUAAAUACUUGUCCUAAAUUGUGUUUGGAUAUAAUGUGGCAGAGUCAACAAGUUCUCCGCAUUGCUUCCAAGGUACACGAUCAGUUCCUGUUCUUCUUCCUUGCAUGACAAUCAGACUUUAUUUUUAUUUUCCGUUAGAUUUAUUACUAAGAUACCUCUGCAAAUGCCUACUGGUGUAAAAGGUGGCAUUAUAAGCAAGACCUUUGCCCUGUGCACAGACUGAGCUUUGAAUGGGAAAGUGGAGCAUCUGUCGAGCACAAAGAAUAGUUUCAUAGGUUUUGAAGUGUGUAUUUUUAUCAUGGUUUUAUUACCUAUCUGAUGGUGCUAUAAAGAUAAGAAUCCAUUCUGUUGCUGUUCCAAAAUUCAGAGCUGCUAUCGCUGAUUGAUAUAUUUUUUUCUGUGUUCGUCUUUUAUAGAGAUGUACAGUAUAUACUCGAGUAUAAGUCUAGUUUUUCAGCACAUUUUUUGUGCUUAAAAACCCCCACUCGACUUAUACUCGAGUCACUGUCUGUAUUAUGGCAACUUAGAGAGCUGCGGCCGUCAGAGCCAUGGCAACGAUCCGCGCGGCAACCAGACCGCGAGACUUACAGUGGAGCUGACCGGAACGGAGGAGAAGGGAGCUGACAGGAGCUGCAGGAAAGGUAAGUAAAUGCUUCCUGCCGGCCCCCCCACUUCACAGCCCAUGCCACUGGACCACCAGGGAUUAAGAUAGCCCUCCUCCUUGACCAGUUAACAAGCAGGCAGGGGGGACAAAAUAAAAUUAAAAUAAUAAAAAAAAAAUAAUAUUAAAAUAAAAAAAAUUUAAAUAAUAAAAAUGCCCUCCCCCACCCAGUUCACACACACUACACAAACACACACUCUGCAUUAUAUACACAGAGUGUGUGUAUAUAAUGCAGAGUGUGUGUUUGUAUGAGUGUGUGUAUAUAAUGCAGAGUGUGUAUAUAUAAUGCAGAGUGUGUGUUUGUAUGAGUGUGUGUAUAUAUAAUGCAGAGUGUGUGUUUGUAUGAGUGUGUAUAUAAUUAUAAAAAUCACAGAAUUUCAUAGCCCCAAGAUUUACCCUCGACUUAUCCACGAGGCAUAGCAUAUUUCACAAUUGUUGGUCACAAAACUGCACUCGACUUAUACAUGAGAUCGACUUAUACACGAGUAUAUACGGUAAAUGUAGCUGGUGCUGUUGUUGUGACAAACUGAAAACGUAUUCAGUACAUGGAUAAGCUGCACACGGCAUGAACUAGUUUAAAUGCCAGUCAUGAUCACUCCUAAAACUGUAUCGUUUUCUACUUACCGUAUAUACUCGUGUAUAAGUCGAGUGCAGUUUUGUGACCAACAAUUGUGAAAUAUGCUAUGCCUCGUGGAUAAGUCGAGGGUAAAACUUGGGGCUAUGAAAUUCUGUGAUUUUUUUAAUUAUAUACAAACACACUCAUACAAACACACACUCUGCAUUAAACACACACACUUAUACAAACACACACUCUGUAUUAUAUAUACACACACACACACACUCAUACAAACACACACUCUGCAUUAUACACACACACUCAUACAAACACACACUCUGCAUUAUAUAUAUAUAUACACACACUCAUACAAACACACACUCUGCAUUAUACACACACACUCAUACAAACACACACUCUGCAUUAUAUAUAUAUAUAUACACACACUCAUACAAACACACACUCAUACAAACACACACUCUGCAUUAUAUAUAUAUAUAUAUAUAUAUAUAUACACACACACUCAUACAAACACACACUCAUACAAACACACACUCUGCAUUAUAUAUAUAUAUAUAUAUAUAUACACACACUCUGCAUUAUAUACACACACUCUGUGUAUAUAAUGCGUAGUGUGUGUGAACUGGGUGGGGGGAGGGCAUUUUUAAUUUUUUUUAUUUUAAUAUUAUUUUUUUAUUAUUUUGAUUUUAUUUUGUCCCCCCUCCCUGCUUGUUAACUGGUCAUGGAGGGGGGCUAUCUUAAUCCCUGGUGGUCCAGUGGCAUGGGCUGUGAAGUGGGGGGGGCCGGCAGGAAGCAUUUACUUACCUUUCCUGCAGCUCCUGUCAGCUCCCUUCUCCUCCGUUACGGUCAGCUCCGCUGUAAGUCUCGCGGUAUGGUUGCCGCGCGGAUCGUUGCCAUGGCUCUGACGGCCGCGGCUCUCUAAGUUGCCAUAAUGCAGACAGUGACUCGAGUAUAAGUCGAGUGGGGGUUUUUAAGCACAAAAAAUGUGCUGAAAAACUAGACUUGUACUCGAGUAUAUACUGUAUUUUUCCCCCCAAAAAGAGCCUGUGUCGUUGGGAAGAUUCGACUUGGACACUUUCUUUAUUCCUCUUAUACUAUAUCUCUUUAAAAAAAUAUAUAUAUUUAUAUAUUUCUCAAAACUUUUAGUAAAUUAGUCUUUUAGUCAUUUACUUUGGAUUGUUUAGUGUUUUUGCUGUAAUUUUGGAUUUGGCCUGCAUCCCUCCCUCUCCUCCCUUCUCUCUGUUUUAUGCCUGUCUUUCAUCAGACCAAGUGGCACUUGCAAACUGCAAUUGAGCUGUUGAUGACAGGCACUCGAAUUUGCUUUGGAAGCAGUGUAUAAUAAGGCAGAAUUAAACUAUGCUUUAUAGAAAAAUUAGUAAGAUACCAUUGUAAAAUAUUAAUAGAAGAGCCACUAUAGUAAAUACAAAUAGCAAUACAAACUUGUAAGGUUUUAUCCAGAUUUCAAAUCUGAUUUUCUAUCGAGAUAUAAAAAUUUUAUUCAACUGGUACCCAUGUUCUUUAACCCUUUCCAUACCAAGCCCCCUUUUUUUAAAAUUUCAUUUCAGUAUGUGUAAAUAGCACAUGUAAUGGAAACAAAAAUUUUGGUUGAACAGAAAAACUUUUACAAAUAAUGAAGAUAAACAGAAUUGUAAAUAUAUUAUAGUAUAAUUAUUAUAUAUGUUAUCACAUUGAUCCUGCCUAUAAGAUAUAUAACCCUCAUUCAGAGCUGUAUUUGCUAUAAUUCCACCGAGGCCAUGACCUUGGAUGGCCAGAUAAAUUCUUCUGCCGUGGGGGCCUACCUGACAGGUGAGAUCUCAGUAUUGUUUCACUGUGUUCUUGGGGAAACACUCUGAUACAUUUCCUCGUUCUUGCUGGAAGGGGGGAUCUGCAGCCAUCAGGUUUCCCUCUACCUGGCCCAAGUUAAUCAUUGGGUGGGGGGGCUGUGGGGGGAGGGGGGUAGUGGGGAUGGGAUAGACGGUAGGUUUUUGUUUUUCAAUCAAACAUUUUUUAAAUUUUAUUUAAAAAAGCAAACCAAUAUCCUCCACAGUGCAAUACCAGUCAUCCCACUAUAGUCUCUAUCUCCCUCAGCAUAGUCCCUGUCCCAACCACAACAGCCUCUGUCUACCACUACAGCACCUAUACCCCUUUUUCACCAAUCACAGCCCUUUCUCCCCUGAAAAAAACAAACUCAUAAAAACCACUGUCUCAACAAAAUGCACCCAAAGGUCCUAUUACCCUAGAAGGCACACAACAGUACCGAUUACCCCAAAAUGCACACUACAGUUCCUAUUCCAAGCACACAUACACUACAGACCCAAUUUUCCCAUGCAUACACACAACAGCCUCAAUUUUUCCCACACAUACUCUGCAGCCCAAUUCAUCUUCCCAAAACAAACAGUUUAGCACCCAUACAACUGUUAACUUCGCAAAUACAAACACUACAGCCACUAUUUACAUACUGCACCACAAACAGGCACAUCCACACAAACUGCAUCUCCUCCACGACCACAACCUUACAAACAGUUUCACCCAUAUACACAAACGCCAAAAGCAGCAUCCCCAGAAACGAGAAAUUCCACAAGUAGCCUAACCUUACAAAUGCAGCCACCCCACAAGCAGCAUUUUGACAAACCUUGCAUUAAUGCAUCCAGUUGCAUACCCCAAACUUUUGAAUAUAUGUAUGCGUUUUAUUAUUAUAUAUAUAUAUAUAUAUAUAUAUAUAUAUAUAUAUUGAACUGAGUAAAAAACUGGCAUUGGGACAGCAAGCAAAGUAAAUCUAGCCCUGCCCCCAUUGCAGCCAUGUUGCAUUGUUUGGCCUCUCACACUAAUACAUGCUUAUACAUAUACACACACUGAUACGUACGCUUGUGUGUAUGUAUGUGUGUGUGUGUGUGUGUGUGUGUGUGUGUAUGUGUGCACUCAUAGUCCAAACGUGUAGUUUAUUCAAAUGUUAUUCAUAAGAUGUCCCGAUCAAUGUUUCGACCCCUCAGGGUCUUUUUCAAGAUCAAAUAUACAGUGCAAUUAAAAAGUUUAACACGUGCGCGUUACGUGGUUGCUAGGUGACUGAUAAACAAAAGUGCAGUGUUAUUUCGUAACAGUGCUGUGCUAAAAGUUCGCGAGAGAGAAUUAUUAUUUAUUUUAUUUUUUUUAUUAUUUUUUUUUCUUCAAUGAAUGGAGGUGUCAGUUAUUUAUAAUCAACUUGACUCCCUGGGACGCCUUGGUGACAUAUAGUAAGAAGGGGAUAGUGCUAAGUGUUGAAUUAAUAGGCAUGCAAUGUGUCGAAAAUGUCUACAACCCAAAUAAUAACAAAGAUUAGUACCAAGGUUCAAUAGACUGUCAAAGGUGAUUUUCAUAUGAGUAUUAAUGUAUAGUUAAGGACUGGGUGCUGUAGUUUAUUCUAUAUAUAGAUUUAUGCACAUUUUCUUGCAGAGGGUUGAUAUUUAUAUCCAAUUAACGGAACCUUGAUUACGGUGAAUCACAACUAUAUACAGUCAUAUACAUAUCAGGCAAUGUUAAUGUGUCCAACAGAUUACUGUGUUGGAUUGAAACUACAAGAAGAAAUACACGUUAACGUGCCGACUAUAUACAUACCUGGUUAAAUGAGCAUGUCAUGAAAAGUGUGAGCUAGGUUUUCCCGUGUUUCAAAAUGGCAAUAUGUAUGUGCCAAUCUGUAGUCUAUACAGUAACUACGCAUUAAUGUCACUAUAUGUAAGUCUUACAAAAAAUAAAGACAAAUAGCUGCUGGCCGAUUUUUCUUAAUCGGUCCGCUAAUGGGGUUUGUGUCUUAUGUGGCAGGUACAUUAAAUGUGGGCACGGAAAAGCUGGAUCCAUAAACCAUAUUCUAACUAUUUACAAAAACAUAGAGUAAGAAAUGUAUUCAUUCAGUCCUUUGGGAACUACUGUGUCUAAUCGGUGUAUCCAAUAUGUUUCCCUUUGUAAGAGAAGUUUAGAUCUAUCGCCACCACUGGGAAAAGGUGGGAUGUGAUCUAUGGCCAUAAAUCAUAGAGUAGGAAGUCUGUGGGAAGUUUUUCGAAAAUGUUUUGUCCGUAUGUUGAUCCCUGAAGGCAGUCAUAAUACCGGAUCUGUGUCCUCUUAUUCGGUCUCUGAGUUUUAAGUCCGUCUUGCCGAUGUAUGAGAGUCCGCACGGGCAUGUGAUGAGGUAGAUUACAUGGUCCGUUGUACAAGUGAUACACUGAGAUAUUGGAAUUCUUUUACCACUAUGUGGAUGUGCGAACGUUGUUCCAGUGUUCAUGUGACUACAUGUCACACAACCGCUACAUUUGUAGCAUCCUUUCUUUUUGUGACCUCUUGGUUUUUGGUAACAAUUUAUUGGGUAACUCCGGAUUAAUAGAUCUUUUAAAUUUCUAUUUCUUCUGUAGCUGAUGAUUGGUAGAUUCCUAUCUGAACUUAAGACUCCCCAAUAUUUCUUGAUGGAUUUACAUAUGCAUGUAGUCCCUGUAUGAAAUGUAAGAGGAAGGUACAUUUUUGGUUUAUGGUUGGCUAUGGGUGGGUCAUUCUGCUCAGUGUUGCAUUUCCAUUUUUCAAUGGCUUUUUUUCUUGUCGAUUUCCAAAAUUCGAGGUUGGUAGCCUCUUUCCAAAAAUCUAUUUGUCAUAUCCUGUAACUGUCGCUCCUGAUUGGCUGAGUUGUUGUUAUAUUGGAGUACACGCAGUCACUGUGAUAUGGGUAGUGAGUCAUUUAAUUUUUGUGGAUAGUAACGUGUAGAUUGUAACACAGUAUUUCUAUCUUUGUCUUUCCAAUGGAGUGUGUAUCCCAAUCUGUUCUAUUCUCUAAAUACGGUCACAUCUAAGAAUUGUAUCUCAGUCUCCUUGUGUGUCAUCGUGAGUUUCACUGGGAGGGGUGAGGUAUUUAUUCCAUUCACCAUGUCUUCAAGUUCCAUAUGUGUGCCUGUCCAAAUAAAAAAUGCGUCGUCCACAAAUCAAUGGGAUGUGCGGAUGUGUUGUGCAUGUGGUCUUAGUAUAUGUUCUUCUUCGAAGAUAAACAUGUAGGCAUUGGCAUAAGAGGGUGCCAUGGCUGCCUUCAUAGCAGUACCUGCUAUUUGGAGAAAGAAGUGUUCUUCAAAUUUGAAGUAGUUGCAUGUUAGUGCAACAUUUAAAAGAUCAACCAACCAUCACCAACCAUAUCUGUUAAUUAUCUGAAAAUUAGAUAUCUUGGAUCUUCUCCAGGAAGUCACUGGUGUCCCAUAGACAAGUAUGUAGAUUUAUAAUUGAUUUUAUGAUGUAGUAAUAAAUGUAUUUAGCAAUUGGUUCUAGGAGACUGUCCCUGGCGGAGACAAUUGGUCUCCUAGGUGGGUUGUUGGGAUCUUUGUGAAUUUAUGGUACUGUGUACAGUAGCGGGUGUUUAGUGGUAUUGGUAUCCAAAUAGCCCAUUUGUAUUCCGAUUGCUUAUUCUUUCCUGGAACUUAGUGACUGGGUCAAAUGUGAGUUUUUGGUAAAUGGACUUGUCAGAUAGUUGUUGGAUAAUGUCAUUCCUGUAUUUUUCAUAUGUCAUAAUUACAAUUGCUCCCCCCUUAUUGACUCUGCGUAUGAGGAUUCUCGGAUCUUUCAUAAGGUCGUUGAGAGCAGUCUUUUCUAAACCUCUGAGGUUUUGUCUGUGGUCAGGUGGAUUUUUCAUCAUUUGAUCUUUAUCAAUUUUCAAUGCCUGCAUGAAAACCUCAGAGGUUGUCUUUUAUAUUUCACUGAGUUUUUUUUGUUUUUGUUUUUGUAGUUGGAUAGGGCUCCUUACUUUGUUAGUUUUGUGUUAGAGUACGCUGUAGUUUGUACAAUUCCAAAUCUGUUCUAAAGGUAUCAGGUUUGGAAACCAGGACCAAUAUUAGUCCUUUGGUCAGGACUGAAUAAUGAUGUUUGGUUAGUUCUCUCUAACGAACUUUUAGCACGGCACUGUUACGAAAUAACACUGCACUUUUAUCAGUCACCUAGCAACCACGUAACGUGCACGCAUGUACGUCAGGGUGCUCACGUGUCCCGCAUGUGCACUUCUGGGUUCGGAGGGAUGGAGCGCCACACACACACCUGUUUUGGUAAGCGAUCAUCACUAAUAUUGUAUUAAAAUUUUUUUAUUGCACUGUAUAUUUGAUCUUGAAAAGGACCCUGAGGGUCUACACACCCUGAUAAAUACACAUGCUAAUACACACCGAUAUUUCAGACACGCUCACUGAUAUUUAGUGACACAUGUUCUCAGACACAUACUGAUACAGAGACAUAUAUGUACACUCACGAUACCAAAAUAUACUGUCAGACACAUACGCACAUAUACCUGCUGCCAGAAACAAUGUCACACAAUUACUCUGAUAGUGCAGUGGGGACUGUCAUUACAAGUGCUCUUAUUCCAGUGUGAGACUGAUGUCACUGCUCUUCUCUGCAAGCUACCCUCCAGUAUCCUUCUUCUCUGUGAGGUGGGUGGCUGGCUUCUCUCCUUGCAGCCCUCAUCAGUCACUACCCGUUACUGACUUGCAUUUAGAAGGCUGACUUUUUUUCCCCUGGAGCUCCCUUUCAGCCACCCUAGAUUGGCUCUGUGUGAGGGAUGGUAACUGUCCCCGCUGCUCUGCCAGCAGCUGCUGCCCAACUUGAUUCACACAGAGCACUGACAGGCAGGGAGAACAAGCUGCUGGACACUUCCCAGCUCAUUCUUCCUAGACUUCAGCAUUAUCAAGAAGGUCAGGCUGCUUAUCUGUACCCUGCUCAACCCUCUUCUCAGAAUGCUGGAGCUGCCUGCAGGAUGAACAGAGCUGAACACAGUGAGUGAGUUAGUCUUUUUGUGUUCAGCUCUCUGAAGUUCACCACAUGGCUGCUGGUGCCGCUACGCUACGAACUUAUGGGCACUGCAAAUAGCAUAAUUUGCAAACAAACUAUUUUGCAGGUAUGCAUGCUUACUGUGGCAUUUGUAGGGUUUAAGGGUUACUCCAAGAAUCCUCAUCACUUUAGCUUUCUGUAAUGGUUAUGAUGCAAUGUGUACCCUGGAGCUCUUUCCUGAGCUAAACUCAAGAGGCAGGUAAUUGUCCAGAGCUACUGCCAAGGGGAGGGAUUGCAAAGGCUUCAGACAAAAAAUUUGCAGUUUAUGCCAACUGUUUUUAGCUAUGCCACCAGUGUGAAAAAAAAAAUCACAAUUAAUUGCAUACAUAUUUUAAUUGGAGGUAUAUCGCCUAAAUAGUAUUUACAUUUUUUUAAUUUGGGCAUGAAGUGACCCUUUAACUCCUCCUCGUCAAUAACAAGAGUGUGAUUAAACAAUUUAUAAACCCUUUUUACACUGUAAAUUCCCUUCCAAGCACACUUUAAAAUGAGAGAAAUCAGAGUACAUAUUGUUCCCUCCAAAUUUAUUUUCUGGGAUGACAAGGUUGCACAGAGAAUUAACCAUGUCGACUUUAUAGUGUGAUGUUUUCAAAUGGGUUUUGGACUGCUAUGGCAUAUUUGCUCUCUGAAGCCCUUCUCUCUACUCUGUAUUCGAUAUGGUCUGAAAAUGUAAUUUUGUUACUCACUAAAUGCAGCUCAAUAUGAAAAUGGAGAUAACCCCUAAAUUGCAUGUACAAUUAAGGAAAAUUUUGUGGUUUUUUAGGCAGUAUACUUUAAUGAACUAGAUAUUAUUUAUUCCAUAUACUUUAUUUAUUUAUUUUUAUUUUAUAUUUCUGCUGCAUAAAUCAUUGAGGCAUUUUCUAGGGAUUUUUUUUUCUAGGGCAAUUUUUCGUACCCAGUAUUAUAAAAAGAAUACUCAUCUCAUUAUUUCUGUAGCCUAUACUCAUCUGCGGUAUCUUCUUUCAUAUUUCAAUGGACAGUGUGUGUAUUUUUAAGUACAUCAGUUGCUACAAUUUUUAUUUUGCAUGUUUCUGUUCUAAAAUUAGAAUGUGGUUGGCAUUCUCUGGUCAUACAUGAUCAUACAUGAUUCAUUGGUCUUUGAUUUUUUUUUUUAAAUAAAGGAUGUUGGGAUGUCAGGAAAAAAAAUUCUCUUUGUGUUUCAUGUCUUUUUGUUUUGUAAAGGUUGCCCUAUGUAGAUCUACUCUUUCUUUAUAUUCUGGAAAAUUGUGUCUCUGUGAGAAGAAUGUGAUUUGGAGCCUCUGGUAUUCACGUCAUGUUCCUAUAAAAACAUUCCUCUUUGGUCUCAAUCUUUCACUCAGCCCUUUAGUUUGCAAAUUCCAUUAUUACUGCCCCAACUAAAUACAAUGUAAUUGUGUGUAUAUGUAACAGGGCUUUAAAGAAGGUUUUGGUGAAAUCAAAACAUGGUAACACUCCCCCGAUCUAAACUGGUUCAUAAAAAUGCAAUAUUCACAAGACAGAUCAUGUCCCCAAGUAAUUCUGACACAAUGUUCCACUGUUCUCCCAGAUUGCAUUGCUGAAAAUGCAAUUAAAGGACCACUAAAGUAAUCUAGACCACUUCAUCUUGAUGAAGUGGUCUGGGUGCAGUGAUUCUGAAUGCCUCAUAUUAUAUUGCUUGAAUACAUGCCUCGGUGUAUUUGUGUACGUACCUAAAUUAAUGGAGUCAGCUGCAAAUUGUAAGUUACACUACUCUUGGUGGUACCCGAAAAUGGCAGCGAUUGCCUGGGAAAGUGACUUCCAUUAAAACAUGUGUCUUUUGGUGCUCUGCUAACAAACUGCCAAGGUGUGUCUAUGUUUUUGUGUUUGCCUAACCCUCUUUAAAAAAAAAAAAAAAAUUAAAAAAAAAAAAUGAAGAUACAUGCCUUGGCGGAAAUGUUCCAUGUUUGAAUUAAGCAUUGGUUCCCUCAUUGCUAGGAUCUAAUUUUGUUUUUUGGAGUGGUAUCUCCCUAAAUCCCCAAUACAGAUUUAUGUAGACCCCAUUGAGGUAGCAGUGAGUGCGUCUUUGUAUGCAUUUAUUUAUUUGCAUUUUCACAGCUGAUCUUCAUCUGUGAGGUGGUGGUGAGAUAAAGAUGGUAUUAUAUCUGCAGUGGUCAUUUUACAUUGCUUAGAUUGGAAAACUAAAUUUUAUCUGUAUAAAAAAAAAUGGUCACAUUAAGCACUGCAUUAUUUUUAUCUUGUUAAAUUAGAUGUUUUGGCAAAGAAUUCAAGAUUUUCUGUUAUCUAUAAAAUGUUUAACUGAACUGCUCGAAAAGUUCCCAUGAGGUGGACAUUCUUUAUUGGCAAUCUCUAAUGAUUAGAGUCUCCUCUAUGCCUCCAGGAAAUUAAAAGUUUUUUUAAUAGCAGUAUCUUCAGCCUUGUUAUUUAUGGUUUCGUAGUGUUUUGAUCAGAGCCAGCUGUUGUCUAGAUUUGGUUAGCAAUCCAAUUUCUAUGUUUUUUUGAAGCAUUUGAUUUAUCAAGCAGAUAUGUUAUAUGACACUUUAAUAAAAUAACUCCAGAAUGUAACAUGGGGUUUUCCGUUUUUUUAACAGCUUGAUAAAUCUAGCCCAAAAUGUUCUGUUAUUACCAUUUUUGGUCCAUUAACUAAAGCUGCUUUGUUUAAUGUUUUACAUAAAGAACAUUGUAAACAUUAUUAGAUUGGAAUUGGUAGCGAUGAUUGUUGAUUAAUGAAUGUUGGUUUUCAUAGAAGAAGAUCCUGCAUUUUAAGUAGAUUUUGAAACUGUUAUAGUAGUGGUUAUGGUGGGAAAGAGUCCCCUGCUAUCUUCCUCCAGUAAGUAAUCAAAGUAUUUUUUUUACUUGAUUUCUGAUCUGGGUCCUCCAGUUGCCUCUAGUUUGACCUUUUUUUGAACCCACGUACACGGAAGUUCAUACUAUGAAAAUGUAUCAGGGUUAUUCCUUAAAUGAACUGUAGGCAAUUUAAAAGAAUGUUAAAUUUUACGCCAAACUGAUAAAUAGUGUUUUUUUCACUUUUUGUGCCACCAAAUAGUUGAUGGAAAGGAUUAUUGGCAAUUACCUCCGUUUUCUGUAUAGUUAAUUUCGGUGUGGAUAAAUCCUACAGGAAGCAAUAGCCUUAUUUUGCUAAGGGAAAAAAUGGAAGACUGAAUCAGAAUUUGCAGAGGCACAAAACGUGUUAGGAAAAAUACUAAAACUAUAGGGAAGGGGGGAAACCUGUUCACAAGCCUGUUGGGGAUUGAGCUAAGACCCUUUCAAUUUAUAAAGUUAUUUUAUUGCUUGUUAUUUGCUUGACAUAUGCAAUCAUUAAACAAUUGCACAUCGCUCACACCAUCUGAAUAUGCGUAUUUGUAAUGACAACCUUAAACGGACACUCCAAGCAUCAUAAACAAUGUAACAUGCUGUAUUGGUUAUGGUGCCAGGAGUGCCUUGGCACCCUACCAGGGUAAUUUAUCAAACCAUUUUUAGAACGGUUUUGUCCCUUAGCACCCGCAUCACAUCUGGCUUCUCUGGCAGGCAAAGUCAGAUGGCUGCAUUGAGCUGAAGCAAGUCUAGCACAGGUUCAUUCUUUUUGGCGGAAGACACUCAGUUGACCAUGUCACUUAAUGAUUGAGGACAUGCUUGGUUCAGUGGAGCCAACUGGAUUGUCCAUGCAAGAGAAAUGGAUAUAUGGCCUUGGCUGCAGGCACUCGAUGCAACCCAAAUAAUUUGUCAGAUUUUUCUAACACAGUUUGAUAAAUUAGUCUGGGAGAGGGUAAGGGCACUCUUAGUAUCAUAACCUCUACACCCACUUGUAGUGUUUCUGAUGAUUGGUGUGUUUUCUAAAACACGAUAUUUAGAUUUUUCAGGUAGACAGGCAGGCUUAAAGGGUGUUGGAGAACAUUUUUGUCAACUUGUUUUAAAAUAAUUUGACACACAAAAAACCAAACAAACAAAUACAAAGUUCAGUCCACAUAUUCUCCUUGCAGCAUAAACUUUGCAAUAAUGUGCAGUGUUUAUGGUGCUUAAAACUUGAGUUUCAAUUUCUGAAUUUUCUCUGGAAGACCAUCAAGUGGAUCAAAGGUGUAUCUCAUACAAAUAGUUAUUUAAAAACAAUCUAGAUCUGAGUCCUAUACAAAGUUGUUUUUUUGUUUGUUUUGUUUUUUUACACUUUUUUUUUUAGCACUCUCAUUGUAAAUAUUAAGUGUGCAGAAUAAGCUCUAAUUUUACAUCAUUUGGAUGUAAUUCGGGAAAAUACAAACUAACAUGGACAUUUUGUAUACUGAGAUUUACAUUUAAAUGAGCCAAUGUAUACUGGACGCAUGGUAAAUUAAUAAAUGUUUAAAACCAUCUAAAACACAUAUUGUUUGCAUGAUCUUUCAAACCAUCCUGUACUUUAUUCCAACAACACUGAAUGCAAUUUUAUUCCAUUAUUUUAAUUUUAUCUACCUUAACAAAAUAAGUUCUCCAACUUGGCACAUUGGCUUUUUUCCUCCUAUAUUAUUUUUGUUUCUCUAGUUGAACGAAGGCUGUGUUUUAUUAAAUGAAGAAGCAGUUAUGUGACAUUUUGAUGGAAAGUGCAUUCAUGUCUUCUACUGGCUGCAGUUGAGAUUAGUUCAAUAGACGGAUGUAGGACAAUGACUACAACCUGCAGAUUUUGUUAAAAUAAAAAAAAUGUAAAAAUCCAAUCUAAUAAUCUAGGGAAAAAUGAUAGAUGUGCAUUAGCAUUUUUGUCAUGCUCUACUGCUAUACAAUUUAGUCACCCAUCUUCCCUGAUUGAUGGUUUUCGAGGGGCUAAGCAAGUAGUCUGGUCAAGAUUUUCGUAUGGCUUUAGACAUUUAAGACAUGCUUAGCCUGCUAUAACAGGGUUUGUGAAGUCCAUCAUUGGUUUUGCAAUUGUCUAUCAGAUACUAAUAUCUUAACAGACCAUAUUAUUGUAAAGCGCUACGGAAUCUGUUGGCGCUAUAUAAAUGGCGGUAAUAUUAAUAAUAAUCUAAUGGUAACGUUGGACCUCUUGCAACUGGUUGUUUCCCUGACAGGUAUAUCUAUAGCUUCAUAGUACUAAACAGGGCAUGCUCUCUCAUUUGGUCAGGAGUUGAGUUAUGUCAUCUGAAAUUGUGAGAGCCCAACAAAUCAUUUUCAAACAUCUUUACACUUCAACAGCUGCCACUGAUUGCCUGGAAGCUCUUAUCAAAAUAAUUAUGUCUGAUGCCGCAAAGCGAAAAAUGACCACCUCACAACAAAGAUGUAAACAAGGAAUUUUUAGAAACAACCUGGUCCUACUUCUUUAUGGGUGUUCUACAAAUGUUACCAGCGAAGAUUUAACAUUUGAUGGGUCUAUCUCUGCCAUAUGAUUUAGCAUUAUACAGUUUAUUCCUGUACAAUCCAUGGCAACACAGAUUAUUUUAGCCUUAUUGUGUUUCAGCCAUGGAUAUAUCCAGUUUAAAUCAAUGAAAAUCACAUUUUGAUUGGCAACAUUUUCCUUUUUCUGACACACCAGUCUCGAGUUUUUUUGUUUUUCCCUUGGUAGCCGAUAUUGCACAGGACAGACAAUAAACAGGAAUUCAGUUACCUCAUAACUAACCAAUGUGAGUCUGUCCAUUGUGUUUACUAAUAAACAAAAUCGUUUUUGCUUUUUUCCUGAUACAAAGCUUGACUUGCUUAAUUACCCGUACAAUGCGUAACCAAAUUAAAGAGCUUGAAAUUAAAAAGGCAAUUGGUUCCAAGAUAAAUAAGAUCAGUUUCACUAAUCAUUCUUGCCAAUGGUUUGUUUUAGCAUGUUUCUUUGAAAGUACAUCUUGCUAUACCUGCAAAACCAAAUUGUAUGUGACAAAGGCUGCGUUGGAGUUAUUUAAAUCUUCAGAGGUUGAUCGUUGCAGAACAGCAUAUAAUGCACUUAGUUUCUUUAACUUUAAUGAGAUGUACACCAUUAGCUGGGCUAGCGUAAAAUGGAUAAAUCCUGGUAUGAUAGGAGAAUGCUUUCCAUGUUUUGAGGUGAAUUCUUCUAUUUGCUGAUGCACUGAGUGAGUAGGUAGUGCAAUCAAUCCUAUGAGUUAUGAGCUUUUUGCACCGGAAGAUACCUUGUAUAUUGCUUGCGACAGACAAUUUUAUUUAUGAGGGAUUUUCUGCUUAUAAAUAAUGGUACAGAUGUUACAAGGCCUGGCAGACAAAUGCCAUUGCUAAUGGAUAUGUAAGGAUCAGAGUUUAAAUCUUGCCUUUUCUGACUCCUACAUUAAAAUGCAACUCUGUGUCAGCAAGCGGUUGUAGAAUUUAUUAAGACAAUGUGGCGAUGUGGCUUAUUCAAAGAAUAUCGCUAAAUUGAAUUUGUUGUUCUGUGUUCCACAUCAAAUUAAAACCGUGACAACUUGUCUGAUUCAAUGAUUAACUUUAAAAAAAAAAUGUAAAAAGUUAUCCACAGCUCAAGUUCCUUCUAUGUAUUGGAAGCCUGAGCAGGAAAUAUUUUGUAUAUAUCAAGGGAAGCAUAGAGUCUGCACAGCAGAAUAACAUAUUAUUAUACUUUAAUUCCUUUAGAUAUUUAAAGGACCACUAAAGUCACCCAGGCCACUUCAUCUCAAUGAGGUGGGGUGGUCCUCUCUUGUAACCCUGUAAUGUAAAGAUCUCCCCCCCCCCCCUUUUUUUCCCCUUCUUUUUUUUUAGUUUUAUGGGUUAUGUCCACCUUAUAUCUAAAUGAAGUUGUUUUGGUGUCUGGAGUGUUCCUUUAAGUAGUAGAGGUACUAUGGUAUUAGGAAUAGACUGCUGAAAGCUUACACUGAGAGUACAUUUUUAUAUAGUAUUUUUUAUUAAUUGCUGUAUUUUUGAUCAGAAGCCAACUGUGGUUCACUUUCUUUGUAUGCGCAUUGUGCAGUGAUAAUACAUUUAAAUCUGGAUCUAGGUGGCAAAGAGACGAGGGUCUUCAUCCCAACUGAACUUUUAUGGCAUUCCCAGCAUAUAUUGACUUUAGCCUUUAACAGCAAUGUAUACAAGCUUAAUUGGUUAAACAGAAUAUCUUUAAAGAAAAAAAAAAAAGCCUUAAACUAUAAUGGUUUGCCCUCUUACUUGGAUACCCAUCUUAAAUAUUAAAAAUGCAAAACAAAACAAACAAACUGAUUAAAUCAAUUUUAUAUCCACUCUAAGGACUCUGGCCAAUAAUGACCAAAAUAUACAAUAUUAUUAUAUUAAUUUGCAACCCCUUAAGACCUGUAGUCCUAAUACUUCAGGGCCACACUAUCUGUAACAAAUUAUGCGGCCAGAGCAUGACAAAUAUAUAUGUUUGUAGUUGCUCCCCAGGGCAAAAGGAGUCAGGCCCUCCACCAGCUACACCAGUAAAAUGGAGACAUAGGCUGGGUUUUGUUUUGCACCACAACCUAUAUAGCAAUUCUAAAUAGUUAUGAUGCAUGGAGUGUCCAUUUUAAAAGAGCACAGUUUUUUAUUUUUUGUAUUUUAUAACUCAACACCUCACUCAGUCCUCACUAGCAUAUUUCUGAUACGUUUUCUAGGGCCUUGUGUUGAGAUAUUAGGGGUGUCUGGAAAAGAUUCCAUUUUCUUUGUUCUUAUGGAGAUGUCUGAAUAUUUCUGACUUUGUUGCCACAGACCCCAGUAUCACGGUUGCAUAUUUGUAUGUGAGGAAGUUCCAUAAUUUACAUGGUAAGUAUUCUGCUUAAUUGAUAGCUAUUUAUAGAAGCUUUUUGUUUUCUUAAAAUACGUUGGUACUUUCGCACGAUGGGUGUCCUUUUAGCAUGUUUCCAUCCUUCAAAGUGCCAGCAAAAAAUAGGACAAUUAUUGAUGUUCAAUAACCUCGAGUCCGACUGCUUCCUCUUUAUCUCUGUGUUCAUAAGUCCCAGAUACAGUACAAACAUCUCUUCAUCCGCAGUCCAGCAGCCACAGCUGGAAACAAAAUCUACAUUGAUACACUCAUUUAGUAUUAUGUGUUUUAAACUCUCCAGAGAAUCCAGGAGCACACUGCAGUGGCCGUUAAGGGGAUUAAUCUGAAAUAAGUAAUGGAAUACUGGAUUAGCGUUCUAGUGAUAUGUAAAACAGAGCAUUUUUCCCCCCCACCGCUAAAUGAAUUGCUUGCAUGUUUGGUAAAGGAAUGCAGUGUAAAUCAUAACUAAAGCACCAUAUAAUGUAACACAUCUCCUUGAGGUAGAUUAAGAAUAGUUUUAAUAAUGACAUGUACAAAUCUUUUGCCUUAAAAGGCUGCUACUUGACUUCCCCAUAUAACUCUGUAACUGUCUUCCAACAGCAGUUUUUUAUUUUUGUUUUUUCCCGUAUUUGCUUUUAACAAUAUUUAAUAGACCAUUAAAGACACCAGACAACUUUGUCUCAAUGAAGUGGUCCUUCACGUUUAAUCCUGCAAUGUAAAGUAUUUCCAUUUAGUAGAUAUGGCAAUGUUUGUUUGCUUACAUUGCAGGGUUAGAUACUCCUCAAGUGGCUGUCUUCCUAUAAGCCAGUAGAGGAAAGUCUGCAGUGAGAACUUGCCUCUAGUGGCUGUUAAAUUCUGUUUUCACUGCUAACCUCAGUUUUAUUGGAUGAUCAUGGAGUAGGUAUGAUGUCUGAAGGAGGAGGAUCAAACAGCUGCAAAGACUGGAUUUCAGAACAAGAAAAAAGGUGAGUAAACCACAAUGUCUCGGUGGUAGGCCACUACUUGCUUGCCUGUCUAGAACUGAAGGUUGCACAGGAUAUUAGCCCUGUCAAUCUCAACUACCUUUUGUGGUAUCUCCAAUCUGGAGUUGGGUAGGUCCAACCCAUAUUAUGUGCAGAUGUUUUAGAACACAAUCCCAGCAACUUGCUGUUCCUGCUAAAAUCUUGCAACUAUGUGCUGGUUUGCCUCAGAGGUCUCUUUGCACAGUCUGCACCUUGGGUUUUGCCUUGUGUUGUAGACCCCACUUCUAUCGAUCUGGUGCUUAGUGCCUGUUCCUACGCUAAAUGGCUUUAGUGCGGUCUUUCAAUCCUGCAUAUUCCAACCACUGGAUUUUGUCACGAGAGCCACAUCCACUAUCUCCUGUGGAGUGGUUUGUCUUGCCAUGGAACCUCAUCAUUGUCUGCAUCCUCUAUCUGAUGAAGUUUCAGAAUAUAAAUAUAUAUAUAUAUAUAUAUAUAUAUAUAUAUAAUAUAUACACACACACACACAUACCCACACAGUGGUGUACAUAAGAUCCAUGGGCCCUCCCCUACCAUUCACCUCCACCCAGGAAAUCCCAUUUACAUGCCUCCCAACAGUCCCACUUGAUGCGGGACAGGACAAUUUUGGUUGGCAAUCCUGCUGUCCUGCCAAGCUCUAUCUGCGUGAGGUAUGUACAUAUACAUUAUAUUUAUAUGCCCUUAUAACAAUGCAGAAAUAAUGAUGCAUACAUACUGCACCAAAAACAAGGGAAGGGGGCUGCACACAGGAGGGGGUUGUACAGAGGGGGAGGGGGGAGAAGGGGUUGCACAGAGGGGGGGAGGGAUUUUCACACACAGGGGAGAAGGGGUUGCACAGAGGGAAAAUGCACACAUACACACAUACAGACACUAACACACACACAUGCAAAAUGUUUGUCACCCUCCUAUUACCUAUCUUUUAGGUGCAAGAGGGUGACUUCCCUGGGGUCCAGUGGCUCAGGCUGAUAUGAGUCCAAGUUCCCACUCUAACUCCCUCCUCUCCUUCCUCCUCCCGCGCGGCUCCUGGUGGUUGCUGGGAGGAAGUGACUGGGGCAGUCACUUCCCACCAGCAUUUGACAUCAUCAGAGGGGGCCCUGUCAUGCUGUUAAAGCGCAUCACUCCCUGGGCCCCUUGGAAAUUCAUUUCCAUUGGGUGGCCCUAACAGCAUGGGCCACCUGAUGGGCCCCUCCAAUCCCGGUGGUUAAACUGCGUGGGCCAGAACCGCAAAAAACAUGGCGGCAGGCACCCAGUCGCAGGGGUCCGCAUGGCGGCUGGGCUCCCUGGAGUGAGGCACUGGUUGCAGCUGCAACCCCUGUAUGUAUGCCACUGUGUGUGUGUGUGUAUAUUAUAUAUAUAUAUAUAUAUAUAUAUAUAUAUAUAUAUAUAUAUAUAUAUAUAUAUAUAUAUAUAUAUAUAUAUAUAUAUAGAGAGAGAGAUAUCUCAAAGAUUCCUUGCACUCGCGCUCUAAAUACUGUUUGCCGGGUGCUUGAAACCAAGGAAAAAGAUAUAUCCAUACAGAAUUGUGAUCAGCACUCACUGUCCCCAUCCAGGACUUUUUAUUAGGAUCAGACAUCAGAUCCUGGUGAGAGUCCCAAAUGAGGACUGAAACGUUGAUCGAAUCUUAAUACAUCUUCAAUAAAGAUUGAAAGAUAUGGAGAUAUAUCUCUUUAACAGAGGAUAUUUUAUAUCACAAUACCUAAACUAUUCAUAUUUGUAAAAAUCUCUCCACAGAUGUAUCUCCUAUCAUCUAUUCCCUGAACUCAAAUAUAUAUAUUUUUCCCCAACUAUUCUCUGUUUUGUAACCAACAAUUUUCUAAUCUGCCAAUCUUUUACGUUAUUUUACAGAACCAGAUUGUCAGUCUAUUACCUUCUAAUCUCUUGACUAGUUCAUAAUGUAAAUCACUUCUUUGAUACCCCUUAAGUUCUUUAACUACUGUGAUUAAAUUCUUUGCUACUGCUGUUUUACUCCACCCCCAUUAUCUAAAGAUAGAAGUCUCCAGACUACCAGACAUCGCAAUUGCCUUAUUUGUUCAAUUUUACAGUAUUCUAGCAUUGAAUUAUUUGAAAAAGUUCUGGCACAGAAUUGCGAAAUACUCAAAUAUGUCUUUUAAUUCAUACGAGAGACUAUGUGUUUUUACAUCCCACCACAGAAUGUUUGUGUUUUGUCGAUAAACGGAAAACAUUCCUACGUAAUUAUUAAAAUGACCUAAAGCUCAUUUGCCACCUUUUUGCUUUUUAGUGACUGCAUGUCUGGGCAGUGACACAAAAACGUACCAAUUAACAUACAAUUCCUGGUUAGUCACGCUUGCUUUACAGCGUGCUAUGGCUGUUGACGGGUUUCAAAGGGCAUUAGUCAUUGAUUGUCUAAUCAUUUAGAGCAGAAAAUAAGUAGAUCUGCUAUGUAAAGUUUGUUUUGGCAAAACGUAGGGUUCCGAGCAUUUACUGCUACAUUCUCUGUGAAAUGCACAUUCCGUGUGACCUCAGAUGUCAGUGACUUGAGAAACUUGCAGGAGGUCACUAGAUGUUUAUAGAACAACCAUUGGCACUGUAGCCUGCUGAAAUAUUUCUCUUGUUUUAAUAUGUAAUUAUUCUGUUCCAAUUGACUAGGCAAAUGAACUUCUUUCUGUGUUACAGAUUCAGAAUAAUUGGGGGGAAACAGCCUUGUUUCAGCACAUUCUGAGCUUUUUUUUUGUUUAAAGAAGUUCUUAUGUAUGUCUAACUAUGGAAUGUCUGUUUUUAAACACAGGAACUUCCAGAGGGAAGGAUUAGAGGGAAAGGGACCACAAAUGCUUUUGUAACUUAAAUAAGUUUCCAAUGAUUUAGGGAGUCUUUAAAUAUUUUUAUUUUUUAAUUUGGCAGUGCAGUGUGAUAGUGAAUAAUGUCUUAGAUUGUCAGUUGAGUGAUGUUUGUCUUUUUAUAUUAGAAUGUUCAAGCAGAUACAUUUUUAGAAACAUUGCUUUCCUCGUUAAUCAAAAUCGCUAAAUCAGUAAUUAUGGGAAUCGAUAAGGGAAUUUUAAGUCUUAUAUUAAAAUAGCCAAAUUGGAGAAAAUUGUAAAAAACAAAACAAAAAAAACCCUGUAAAUUCUAAACAAAACAUUUUUUCCUUAAAAGUUAAAUUUUCUCGUUAGUUCAACUGACUAGUUAGUGAUACUUCCUGUCAUUUCCUCUUUCACCUCGGCUGAAUGACAGCUAAUCAGUAGAUUAACUUAUUUACGUUUGUAAGGAAGGUGGUAAAAAACGUUUUUAAUGAAUUACUGUAAGUCAUUCAGGAAGAAGGCCUUUAUACACCUCUCAUUGGUCAUACUUUUGUCCUGGCAUCUGCAGUUAGAAAUUAAAUAGGUAAACUCCAGGCGAUUUGAUCCCAGUGCAUUAAAGUAUGAUAUAAAAAUCUUUAGAUACUUAUUGUUAGAGGCUAAUGCAUAUGUUGCAAACCCUCAGGAUUUGCAUAUGCUAAUGUGAGUCCACCCCUAACUAAGAAACUGAAUUCUUAGCCAAUCCUAGUCAUCCCUGUGGUUUCCGUUUGCAAAGCAUAUGCUUUUAUUUCCUGCUCUAGUCGUUUGGCAACUAGAAUGUUCAUGUAGCAGCUGGAACCAGACUAAGAAUUGUCAAAGCCCGGGGAUUUUGUAUUGCAGUGUAAUACAUUUGGGUACGAGAUUGAUGUCAGAUGGGAUGUGGCAGGCGAACGUUCCACAUUUUUCUGCUGAUCGCUACGUUUGCAGAAGUUUUGCUGCCUCAGCAUAUUCUUUGUUUUUAUGAUCCACACAAGUGUGUCAGAAUGACAGCCUUCCUUCAGUUUAUGAAACCAUCUCUCUGCCGUAGAAUGCCCCUCAAACCAUUACAAUUUGUAUUUACUGCAGUGUAAACUCUGCCAUCAUGGUCAAGAAACAGAAUUGAAAAUGAAACCUCAAGUCAGAUUUCUUGUGGUUUUUAUUUUAUUUUAUUUUUUAUGAAGGCCAUUUAAAAAAAAAAAAAAAAGUAUAUUUUUUUUGAUUAGAGUCUGCUUAAUUUUUUAAAAAGUAGAGAAAACCUGUAAAAUAAGUGGUAAUAUUGGAGUUAUCAAAUCUAAAUUGAUGGGAUUCAUUACCAUCUCUUUUCUUUGACCAUCUCUGGCAGUCAUUUUAGUUUGGAAAAAAUUUAAGUAUUUUUUUUUAAAUAAAAGCAUAUGAAAUGGUACAAUUAAUGAAGUGACAUAUGACUAUAUUCAUACAACUUUUAAAACAAAAUUGAUUAAUAAAAUGUUCAAGUUAAACAUAAGGUGGACUUGGAAUUUAAUGCAAAAGUUAAUGGGAAGAAAAUAGAGUAUAUAAGGUAAAAAAAAUUGUACACGUUUCUCCUGUUUAACAACAGAAUGCUCAGCAUUGACCUGUAGUUGAUGAGAUUAUUCCCUUUUCCAGAUAAAUUCACUUCUCUGGUCCAAAGCAUAUGUUAAAGGAAAACGCAAAGUACCAUAACCAAUACAGCUCUCUGUAGUGGUUAUAGUGCCAUCCAGGACUGCCUUGCCUCCCUACCCUCCACCUGUAAGUAGUCAGACCAUUCUUGAAUGGUUUGACCUCUUACCUGGUAUCAUCCAGGCACUGCUCCCAACCUCCACUACUACCGCUAGAAAGCCAGAGCCUGCUGUGUGAUCACCUGAUUACACCGAGCUGCAGUGGUUAUGAGGCUUGGAUGGUUCAUUUAAUGGUUAAUGAGCAUUCGGACCAUGUACUACUUUGUGUAAAUGCAUAAACUGUUGCUACAUUAAGAUUUUGCUGUACCUCCACCUAAAGGUACAAUAAAAAUGGCAAUUCUAUAAUCGCAAGAUAAUUUGGCCUUCCUAUGUGAAAUGACUAACUUGGCGAUGUUUCAACCUCCACUUUGGUCUUCGUCUGGAGUCUUGAGAAAGACUUCAGUGGGAGCCACAACGUUGCCAAGUCAGUCACAAGACUGAUUAAAAGGUAAUCCUUUCGCUAAUACUAAGCAUCUCAUUGAAAUUACCAUAAUCCAUUUGGGGGUCUAUAUUAAGUAAUGGCGUUUUACCAACAAAUUAUAACUUGCUUUAUAUAUCAUUUUACAAUCAUUCUCACAGUAGUACACCACAGCUAUAAAUGUGAUCCCUUGGUAUGUUUAUUGCAGACCUUAUUAAAAACUCUAACAAGAAGAGCAUGUGAAACGCUCAUUAUUUAUAUAUUGGCAGGCUAUGCUAUACCUCCAAAGUGUGGGACUUUUCCAUAUUUCCUUUGGAGAUUACAUUUUUUUCCCCUUAGCAGUCCAUCAGCAGAUGUGGUUUCCAUGGAUGUUUUAGUCACUGGAGCUUUUUGUCACCCAAGUGUUAAUGAUAACAUCUGGGAAAAUAGUUUAAUUGUUAACUUAUUGGCUACUCUAAAACCCUUUGCACACAUUUGAUGUGUAUAGUAUCUCCCUGCCUGCAUUUUAAUGUAAGCAUUACCUUUUCAGGGAAAAGGCAGUGUUUGCAUUGCUGCCUAGGGACACCCCAUGUGACAGUCACUCAGAUGGCCAAUAGAGGUGCUUCCUGGGUCAGUGCUGCAUAGUGUGCAGCACUGAUGUUUGGCAUCUCCCCACUCUGCAUGUAGACACUGAAAACUCCCCAUAAAAAUGCAGAGAUACAAGAUUCAAUGCAUCUCCUCAUUUUGCUGCACUUGCAUAAAGGCCUCUCAAUGCUUUCCUAUGAGAAAGUAUUGGAUUGGUUGAGAUAAUCAAAAUUUAUGAUCUUCGCCAAAAGACGUAGAGUGUGGAUGGGGCCAGCCAUGACGAGACCUGAUGGGGAAAAAAGGUAAUCUACCUUUUUCAUGGGGGGCAGGGGGUAGGCAAGGGGUGCUAGACACCUAGAUUUGUAUUCCUGACACUUUAGCGUUCCUUUAAAAUGUGCUGGUGAAACCUAGAUGCACUAGGACAGUACUAUGUCCUAUAAAUAAAUGAAAAAAGUAUGACUGACUACUAUUCUACCUAUGAUGAAUGCUCCUUGUGUGUAAUUUAAAAAAAAAAUGUAAAAUAAUAUUUUAUUAUAUAGAAAAUGAAACAAUCGAACAAACCGCGAGGAGGGAGGGAUUUGUCAACCCAGAGUCUCCCCUCCAUGUUCUUCUGUAUAAAGUAUUAUGCAGUAUUUGUGAUACAGCUAAUUAGAAAAUAAAAGGAACUUCAUAUAAAUUCUUUUAGUAGUACUUUUUGAUAAACUACUUAAUUUGAAGUCUUUUUUGCUUUAGGUGCCGCAAUACUUUAGGUUUAUUCACAUUUAUUUAUAGAGCUGCAUGUAGAUUUUUCUUUUACAUUUUUUUUUCAUUUUAAUCAUAUGGUUUUUCUGAUGACGUUUUCUAAAGUACUGAACUAAGCUCAGCUGUUUAAGUGUUGCUUAUUUAAAGUAAAGGCAUUGUCAGAAUGAUUAAAUCUGUUGUUUUAAUAUGCGUGUUUUUAUUUAUAAAGAGUCCUGAUGAAUAUGAUGAAGAUGAGGCAGGCCAGAAAGAACGGAAGCGGGAGGAUACAGUUACCCAGGAAAACACAGUACAGAACGAGUCAUUCAACAUAGAACAAAGUGAUGCUUAUUUACAACAGGUUCGUUUUUAUUUUAUUAGAUUUUAUAUAUAUAUAUAUAUAUAUAUAUUGUACAUUAUCUAUUGUAAUACCUGCUGCUCAAAUUAUUUGUAUAUUCGCUAAAUGCAAUGUUAGACAUAGCACAAUGACAUGGGAUCUGAAUGAUAAUAUUUGCACAAUAAGAAAAUUAUUUUUUUUCUUAUCCAAAAUGGGUCUGGAAUAUAAUCUUUUAACCCUACAAAAUCCCUAUGCUUUUAUAUUUCUACAGUUGUUUAAAAGUCAUCUGACUACAAAAACCAGAUCAUAUGCGCAUUAAACAAAGUCUCCUAGAUCUGAUUUGGCAUCUGCAUUGUAAAAUGAUUUUAAUUGUUACUGAGUUUCUUGCACGGAACUCAGAGAACUGAUGUGGUACAUGAUUACCAGUUACUAAAACACAAGACAUGCCUGCCGCCAAUAUCCCCAGAGCUUUGUGCUCCCAACCUGUUGCCAAGAAUUUAAGGCAAACCGUCUGCAUUAGUUCUCUGUAUUUUAUUAGGGAAUUAUGCAAACAAAAAUGUAAUGAAUCUCAAACUAUGAAUAUACUGGGUACCUCUGGAGCCUAGUGUCAUCUGAAUGUUGUUAAUUGUAUCAACACAGACUGUAGAGGAUGUAUACUUUAACUUGGUAUGAGCUGCCACUUAUAGAGCUUUUUAAUGUUGAUGUAUUUAAACAACUCAUAAAGAUAUGUUUAUCAAAUUAAUGUAUAGCUAUAAAAUCUCACAUUUGCUAAAACCCAGUGUUUUGACAUAGUUCAAAUCUCAUUUUUUAAAACUUUUUUUUUAAUAAACAAAGGAAAGGUUGAUGUGUAAAACAAACUGAUCCAUUAUCAUAUAAUCCCCUUAUGUCCUUUGUUGGCGUGCCAUAACUUAUGAAAUUUGUCCUAUAUCCUCUUCAUUCAGCAAUCACAGGCUGUGCAUUGUACAGCGCUACAGAAUCUGCUGGGGCUAUAUAAAUAAAAUAAUAAUAAAGGAGGUUUGUUAGUCAGAGUUGUACAUGUAAAGGGAAGCUUUGGAGGUUUAACAAGUUCUGUGUGAAGGGAGAAUCAGCUUUUGUGUCUUUGAAGAGAAACAAGUCUCAAGUCCUGACAUGCAUAUAAAAUUGUUAGGCUAUUUAUAAAAAAAGACAAUACUAUUGCCAUAAGAAACAAGGAAAUGUAGGAUCAUUUGCUUUGCUAAUUGCCCUGAGAGUUGCCCUUCUUUUAGGAAUCUGUUCUUUAUAAACUCGGAUGGAGAGUUGUGCCCUAGCAAAUAAUGGUGUUGUAGCAUCAGUGUCUACCGCAUAGAGGAAUCUUUGUGAAAACUACUGGUUAAACAAUACUUUUGUAUAAACCCCUAAAUCAAGGAAUGACAAGAAUGUGACCAGCUGGUUUAUAUUUAAAACAUUUAGGUUUCCUGUUCUCUCAAAAUUCUUUUCCUUCCCUUCUAUCUUCAGAUUCACCAUCCUAAUUCCCUCAGCAAAGAAACCAAAAUCUUGGCUAUCAUUACCUUUUCUCGCCCUCCUGCCCACCUUUCUUCACUGCAUGAUACCACAGCUGUCUCUAAUCUUAUCUAUUUAAUUGCCUCUCAUGUCACACAGUGCUUGCAUAAUUCCUGUGAUCUUUAGCUGUUACUUGAGAUACUUCCUGCAACUUUGUGUCAGCUCCCCGUUAUUAUGUUUAGAUCCUAAACUCAUGAGUUUUUGGGUCUAGGCACUUUGUAUAAAAGUACUGUAUUUGCUAUAUUGUAAGCUUAUGGGCAGGUCUUCUGUUAACUUUUUUUUUAAUCAGUACAUGCCAUGCUGGCUCUCUAUUAUAAUAAUAAUUAAUAAUAUAAUAUAGAAAUGCCUACAUCUCCUAUCUUAAAGGACCACUAUAGUGCCAGGAAAACAUACUUGUUUUCCUGGCACUAUUGGGUCUCUAGGUCCCCCCCACCCUUAGGGUCCCCCUCCCACCGGGCUCUAGGGUGAGGAAGGGGUUAAACACUCACUCCUUUCCCCGUCAUUGGCUGAAUGCGCAUGCGCAGGAAGAGCAUGAAACUAUGUUUACAGCAGAAAGGGUUAAUCCUAGAAGGACCUGGCACCCAGACCACUUCAUUUAGCUGAAGUGGUCUGGGUGCCUAUAGUGGUCCUUUAACAUGAAAGACACAUCAGAGAUAAAAUGUGCUUUAGUGGUCUUCCCUCUUACCCAACUGGGCUUCUUUUCUUAGACUGAUGGGUGGGUAUUUAAUUGUCACGCCAUGUGGAUUAUACCCAUGUUACACUGCCGUGACUUAGUUCAGUAGUUCCAAACACAGUGCUUGAGCCGCAUUUAAAGUCCUACAUUGAGUUCCUUUCUUAACAACUUGGAUUGUGCUCUGCACCUUGAAACCAAAAAGUCAUAGCAGCUACUUAUUUUAUAUAUUAAAAGUAAAAAAAUAAUAAAGGUGAAAGCAAGCAAUUUGAAUUAAGAUUGGCACAAUCAGAAAUUCCUUUAGUUCUACUUGCUGUAAUAUAAACAGAAAAUGAAUAGCCGCACUCGAUUACAUUAAAAAAAACAAAAACUGUAUUUAAUAGUCUGGGGCAAUGCAGUAAGAGUUUAUUUAGUACAUUGUGUUCCAAUUUGUGAGACAUUCUUCAUUUAGUAGAAAAUAUAUGAUAUGUAGGUGGUCCAAACAAUUUAUUGUACAUUAUAUCGAUUUGUCAUUUAUGAAUCCCCUCUGAUUGAAACUUGGAACAUCUGGGGGGUAAGACCCUAUUUAUUUAUUUAUAAAAUAUUUUACCAGGAAAGAUACAUUGAGAUUUCUUUCGUUUUCAAGUAUGUCCUGGGUCCACAAAUCAUUGCAUUGUUACAUUAUGGUACAAUAAAAUACAAAAACAAUAUUCAUACACAAUAAAUACAAAAUGUAACAUAGAACAGAUAAUGUUUUGAUAAUGUUUUCAAUAUUAAGAAUAAAAUGUCAUCCUGAUAAAUGUUAAACCUGUCAUUUUGUUUUUCGUGUUAAUUUAGGAUCCGUGUCACAUUCAUUAUAGUCUAGCUCGUAUAACGAAUUCCCUCUGUUUUGCAUUUUUUCUUUAUUUUAUUUUUUCUAUCUGUUUUACGCUUCAUUGCCAAAGCCUAUAUAAUGUUCCAAUAUUUGCAGAAACCAUAAAAGCAAAAAAGCUGAACAACACAUUUCCAUCACAUGACUGAGUUUUCUGCUUUGAGAAAAUCUGUCAAUCAGACGGUUUUAGCCUUUGGGAAGAAUGUUCCUGUUAAAUUACAUUGGGUUUCUGUGGUGCAAACGCGUAUGAUUCAGCAACUAGUAUUCCUAAGGAAUGUAUCUGGUAUCUAUUAUUUUAUUUAAUGGGAUUUAUGGUUUUGGGGUUUACAUGUUCUCUUCUGAUUUAUAUUAGUUAUAUGCUGAUGUAGAAAUACUUCUUACUAUUAGCUAUGGAAAAAUGGAUGCUGAGUGCAUCUUUAAGUCCACACAUGUUGGAACUUGUUUCCACUGCAUCUUAGAGCUGACAGGACCAUAUAACUUGACAGAUAAGCAACAUUGGGAACAGAAUUUUAGAAACCAGGGAAUGUUCAAAGAAAGCAACUCACAAUGUUUCAUGUUCUUAUAGAUGAAAUAUAAACAACGGAACACUAAUUCACUUUUUAUUUCGUGAAGAAAAAAAAAAGAUGGAUGGAAGUGCUUUUUUUUUUCUGUGCUUGAAGGGAUACUCCCAACACCAUAACCACUUCAACUUGCUGUAAUGUUUAUGGUGCAAGGAUCAUGUCCUUUUCAAUCAAAUUUCACAUUUGGGAUUACUGAAAAGCCCUAAAGCAGUGAAGCUUCCUGAGAAAUAAGCACUUUUAUAAAGAUACACACUCUCAUCUCUCUGACGCCCAGUAGGGUGCUCUUCCUUAUCUUAUUGUGCCCCAUAAGUUGCGCACUGCUUUCUAAAGCUUCUCUAACUCCCCACCCUCCCACCACAUCAGAGGCUCAGUAAUCUGAGUGAAAGGAGUUGUUUUUUAUUUAUUUUUUAUUUGUAAGACUGAAGUGUUCCUUUCAUUUCUGCAUAUAUAUUUUUUAUCUGUAACUCCACCACCCUGACUAGUCACCUUAUUAGAGAAAGUUCUCUUCCUUAUUUAAUGAUACAAGUAUAUGUGUGUGUUCUUAGUAGUCUUCCAUUUAUUGUAAGAUGUGUGUUCAUCAAAAUACUGAUUUGCUUGGGGUGCGUAUACACCAUACAAAAAUAGGUAUCAUUAAACAAGUAAGCAAAGCUUUGUAUGAAUCACAUGAACCUCUUCAGUACUUUCAGAUGUGGGCACUGCCGUUUUCAGACUUUUUUUUCAAAUUUAUUUUAUCCCCUCAAUAACAUUCAAGUACAGAUGCAGUAACUAUUUAUAAUUUUGUGCAAAAAGACAAACCAGUGUAAUUUCACCUACCUCUCUUGGUUUCCCAAUACAUUCAAUCUAAUUCAAAUCAGCCACUUACUUCUGUUGGGUACUUAUUGAAUAAAAGGAAACUUAGAGUGUUUUAAUAAACUGACAUUGUGUCUCUGCAAUAUUAGCACACAAUAUUACAACUGACAUGUAGAUAAUAUGAUAAUUUCUUGCUCCCACACGUCUUGGGUACCACUUGCAAAAUCACACAAAAUGUACAGAAAUACGUGGAUGUAAACUGGAGUGUUGUAAUGAGUGCCACCAAUACAUUUUUGCUUAUCUUACCUGCAAUUUACCUGCUAGAUCCACACUAUAUAAGAUCUUAAAAUAAAUGAAUCAAAAUAAAAAUUGUCUAAAGAAUCGUAUGUAGUAUGGAUCCGUAAUGAAAAUUGCAAGAUUAGCGUUUUUCACUAUUGAGAUUUUCACAGUAAAUAGUUUUAUAUCAUUAUUGCAAUGGUGACGCUUAUUAUUAUAAUGUUCCAAUUCACAGUCCCGUAUUAGUGCUUUACGUCUGCUAUGUAAAACUCUUCUUACCUGUACAAAGUCAAACAAAACGGACUGUUAUAUGUAUAUGUUUUAUUUUAUAAAUGUUGUGAUUAGUUUUAUAAACCUAUUAUUUUUUUUAUUUUUUUUUGCGUUCCCUGUUUAGGAAACCGCAAGGACAGUGCCAAACAGAUAUCGAAGGUGAGACUCCUACUACUUAAGGAAAGUACAUUGUAAUUGACUGUACAGUAUUUUCUUCUCAAAUUUCCAUCUUGGAUGAAACCUAAAACUGCAGGAAUGCAAAUGGUCUUGUCUGUGUUGUGUUUUGUGUUUCUGUAGUAACGGAAAGAGUUUACUUUAUGCAAAGAUGUUUUUGAAAUGCCUAUACAGGUUUAAACUUAAAUACUAUUGACUUUGUUUAGCUUAGUAGGAGCGGUUUUAUCACUGAUGGAUAUUAUACUGUAGAGAUUUUCAGUUAUGUGCUGCUGUCUGGUACAUGAAUAUUUGUUGAUGUAGGAAUGAUUGACUAGUGAGUCAUCUUUUUAGAGAGCUUUUAAU